AUGUUAUGGCGCGCCGCGAUAUGCGUGCGGGUAUUGGCGUUGUUCGCGGUCGUCGUCAAACCGUCGUCGGCGGCGCACGCCGGCGGCGGCGACUCGGUAGACAGCAACGCUCGGGUGCAACUGGAAGUGUUGGAGGGCCAGCCGAAGGGUACGGCCGUCGGCCGGAUACCGAUCAGGCCCGGUUUCGUUUACCGGUUCAACGAACCGUCCGACGAGUUCGUGUUGAACGCGACCACGGGCGAGAUAUCCACGGCGCAAAUCCUCGACCGCGAGGCGCUUCCCAAUAACGACCGAUACGAUCUGAUCGUUCUGUCCAGUCAGCCCACGUAUCCGAUCGAAGUGCGCAUACUCGUGGUGGACGUCAACGACAACGCGCCGGAAUUCCCGGAACCGGUCAUUUCGGUAUCGUUCCCGGAGAGUGCGGCGCCCGACAACAAGGUGCUGUUGGACACGGCCACGGACAAAGACGCGGGCGUGAACGGCGUGUCGUCCGAUUACAGGAUAGUGGCCGGCAACGUGGACGAGAAAUUCCGAUUGGAAGUGACGUCGAAUCCGGGCGGUGACCUCACGUAUUUGUAUUUGCAAACCACCGGCAAACUCGAUCGGGAAACCGUGCCGUUCUACCAACUGAACGUGUCCGUCCGCGACGGUGGCGUACCCACCAGGUACGGCUAUCAAACGGUCAACGUGACCAUAUUGGACGUCAACGACAAUCCGCCCGUGUUCGCGCACACGGACUACAGCGCGUGGCUGAACGAGAGUGCGCCGUCGGGGACGUUCGCGCUACAAGUCACGGCUACGGACGCGGAUCUGGGCGAGAACGGUCGGAUUACGUAUUAUUUGCCGGAAACCGCCGACAACAGAUUUCGCGUGGAUCCCGAAACCGGGGCCAUUUACACGACCGAGAUUCCCGACUGUCCGCAACAGAACUGUCCGCCGCACACCCAACAGCAACCGAGGGCCGCGUGUCCGAAAAGCUGCGUUUUCACCGUGCACGCCCAAGACCACGGGUCUCCCAGACAGGACGGCCGGGCGUACGUUACCAUUAGUCUGAUCGACGCCAACGACCACGACCCGGUCGUAAGAUUCCGGUAUUUUCCGUCUAACGCGGCGUACGCAACGGUCGACGAGAACGCCAUCAACGGUUCCGUGGUGGCCGCCGUGUCCGUGAUGGACCCGGACGAGGGGCUCAACGGCGAGACGACCGUGGAAAUCGUGUCCGGCAACGAAAUGAACCAUUUCCGAUUGGAAUCCUCGCAAAGUUUUUACAUCGUUCGGGUGCACGGCGUUUUGGACCGGGAGCAGAUCAACAAGUACAAUCUGACCGUGUUGGCCAGCGACAAAGGGACCCCCGCCAGGACCGCCGUGGCACACCUUCUGAUUUACGUCAACGACAUUAACGACCACGAACCGGUAUUCGAGAAGAGCGAAUACUCGGCCACGUUGAGCGAACUGUCGCCGGCGGGCACGUACGUGGCCAGCAUAACGGCCACCGACGAGGACACCGGCAUCAACGCGCAGAUUUACUACUCGAUCGUGUCGGGCAACGCGUUCGGAUGGUUCGACAUAGAUCCGGACACCGGUCUGGUCACGCUCAAAGGGCGGCUGGAUCGCGAACAAAUGGGCUCUGCCGAAAUAAAGAUUUCCGCCCGGGACGGCGGCCCCAACCCCAAAUGGACGUACACCCAGUUAAAAGUCAUAGUUUUGGACGAGAACGACGAACGUCCGGAGUUUACGCAAGAGUUGAUCGUUGUCAAAAUGCUGGAAAACGUACCGGAAAACACUUUGGUGGCCAUGCUGACCGCUUCAGACCACGACCAAGGUACGAACGGCAGUGUUUCGUACAGUUUACACCCGGAGGUCCAGUACAAGUACAAGGGUGCGUUCGCGCUCGAUUCGCUAACCGGACAGUUGACCGUGAAAACCCAAAUCGACAGGGAGAAAGUAACGGAGUACAAGAUCAAGGUAUUGGCCAAAGAUCAAGGAUCGCCGCCGAAAUCGUCUACGGCCACCGUCAUCCUCGACGUGCUGGACGUUAACGACAACGAUCCGGUGUUCUAUCCACAGCAGUACGUUGCGUUUGUCGGCGACAGUCAUCCGACGGGCGCCAGUCUUCUUUCGGUCUCGGCGUAUGACAUCGACGAAGGAGAAAACGCGGUUAUCGAAUACCGUUUAGCGAGCGGCGGCGAUUCCGGUCUGUUUUACAUAGACGCUCGCGACGGGUCGAUCUAUUUGAAGGGCAGCGGCGAUCUUCCCAAGUCCAUAUACCGUCUGAACGUAACCGCCGUAGAUAGAGACGACCGGCGAGCCGCCGAAGACGCGACCGUAGAAAUAAUAAAAAAUCCCGACGAAACGCUCAAAUUCGAUACGGCCGAAGGGUAUUCGUUCCAAAUUUACGAGGACCACAGCGGCCAAGAGGGCCCGGUCUCCAAUCGACAAGUGGGACGGGUUCGAGUCAAGGAAACGAAAUCGGACGUGUCGUAUUUCAUUUUAAACGGCGAUAACGGAAACUUCCGGGUGGACCGGAACGGGGUGUUGACGACGUGGAAGAAAAUCGACCGGGAAAAUCAAUCGUUUUACAGUAUACGCGUUGGUGCGAGGGCGGGCCUAAAGUUCGGUACUACGCUGGUGAACGUGACCAUCUUGGAUGUAAACGACAACGAACCGGCGUUUGUCACCGUCAUCGACGAAGUGGACCUUUACGAAGACACGGCCGUCGGUCAAGAGCUGUGCGUGGCCAGGGCCAAGGACAACGAUGUCGGGUUGAACGGCCGCGUGACUUACCGGUUGGUAUCCAAAUCGGACAGUCUGUUCCGUAUCACCGAAUCGUCCGGAAUCGUUUACCUACACAAGCCAGUGUACACGGCCCCGGGCACCGUACUGGCCGUCGAAAUCGUAGCCACCGACUCGGGAACACCUCCGCUCAGCGCCAAACACGUUGUGCUGUUCACCGUCCAAGACGUAAAUAACCACACACCGGUGUUCGAUCAGACUUCUUACGAAUCGUCACUGUCCGAAGCCACCGCCGUCAACAGCAGGUUCUUCGGAUUGACCGCUACGGACGGCGAUUACGGACCCAACGCCCGGCUGACGUACGCGAUCGAAGAAGGCGACGCGGAGGGAAAUUUCGGAAUUUUCCCGGACGGGAUGUUGUACAUCAAACACCGUCUGGACCGGGAAAGCAGGGACUAUUACGCACUUUCCGUGGUGGUUCGGGACGCGGGUUCACCGGCUCGCAGUUCGUCCGUGGUGGCCAUCGUACACGUGACCGACGAAAACGACAACAAACCGGAAUUCGCGAAUGUCACGUUCGAUUUUCACAUUAACGAAAACGAACCGUCCGGUACGUUCGUCGGGAAAUUAUUGGCGACCGACCGGGACACGGGCCGUAACGCCGAAUUGACGUACUCGUUGAUCAAUUGCAAAACGGACUUUUGGAUCGAUCCGAAAAACGGGUUCAUCAGGACUCAGCGGGAGUUCGACAGGGAACAGUUGAUCCGGGCUACGGGGCAGAACGUUAUCACGUUGGAGGUGACCGUUUCGGAUAACGGCAAGCAUCCGCUCUACGACAAGACCAAAGUGAACGUCUACGUCAACGACGUGAACGACAACCGACCGCGGUUUUUCCGACAACCGUAUCGCGUGCAGGUGUCCGAAGGGUCGCCCGUCGGUACGCACGUAUUGCGUGUGUACACGACCGACGAGGACGAGGGACAAAACGGCGCCGUGCAUUACACCAUGGAGGACGGGGACGACGAGAAAUUUAGAAUCGACAACGGGACCGGCAUGAUAACGAUCAACGCGCUAUUGGACCGGGAGACGCGAGCGUCUUACUCGUUGCGCGUCACCGCCCACGACAACGGCACGCCGGUGCGACUCAACGCGUCGGCCACGGUCACCGUGGAGGUUUUGGACGACAACGACAACCCGCCCAAAUUCGAGUCGCCCCCGUUCGGCGUGUCGAUUUACGAAAACGCCACGGUCAACGCGGAGCUGGUCCGAUUCCGUGCGACGGACCCGGACCUGGGCGCGAACAGCGAAGUACGGUAUUCCAUUGUUUCCGGCAACCGGCGCGAUACGUUUCACAUAGACGCCGUGACCGGCGUGCUGUAUCUACACAAGCGGCUCGAUUACGAAGACAUUAGCGCGUACGUACUGAACAUUUCCGCGUACGACAACGGAAACCCCCGGCUGUCCUCCGCGCUGGCGUUUCACGCGACCGUUUUGGACUGCAACGAUAACCCGCCGCAGUUCCCGAGCACGGCCAUAGUGCGACAAAUCGUCGAGAACCUCGAGCCGGGCACGUCCAUCGUGCACGUGGUCGCGGACGACCCGGACUCGGAACUGAACGGCCUGGUGUACUAUUCCAUUUCGCAACAACAACCGGACAACGACAGACGGAGUUUCCAGAUAAACGAGAAAACCGGCGUGAUCAGUACCGUGCUGCCGAUCGAUAGGGAAUACGCGGACACGUACAGACUGACCGUCACGGCGAUCGACCAGGCGGUGCCGCCGGAAACCCGGCUAUCGGCCGAGAAGACCGUGACCAUCAUAGUGGACGACGAAAACGACAACGCUCCGGUGUUCGUGUCUAUGGACACCGGACUCAUAAAGAGCAGACACGUGGGCGCGCAUAUCAUGUACGCUCUGGCCAGAGACCUGGACACCAGCACCAACGGGCUGGUCACCUACGAGAUGGUGGGCGGCGACUCCGAGUUGUUUUCCAUACACCGGACGACAGGGGCGAUUAGCUUGCGCCGCGAGCUGACCCGACCCGAGAGGUCGUACAAGCUGACGGUGCGGGCCACGGACGAAGCGGUGCAAUCGGAACGCAAGUCGACCGACGCCUACAUCACUCUGUUGACGGACAUGGAUGGCGGCGUCGACAAGCUGGCCGAUUUGAAGGACUUCGAAGGGUCCGUGUACGAAAACGAGCCGCUGGGCACGAGCGUGCUGAGGAUGGAUCCGUUGCCCGGUCAAAUUGAAUAUUACGUGGUGAACGUGACCGGGUCCAACGGGCAGCAGGCGGAUCGGAUGUUUUCCGUAGACGUUAAACUGGGCGUGCUUUACACGGCCGCGAUGCUGGACAGGGAGGGUGGCGCCGACCGGUACGUUGUGCACGUUUAUGCUACUAACGUUGGAUCGCAGACACCGAAAACCGGUCACAUUCAGGUAUUUUUUUUUUUUUUUUUUUAUAUUCUACAACUUCUCCUUCUCCUCCGCUCCUUUGCUCUUCUAUAUACGCUCCGCGUCUCGGCGUCGUCCGAAACUUUAUCAUUAUUGUUAUUAUUGUUCGCUUACUAUAUGAUUUAUUCGAUUCGCUAGGCUGCAAUUAGCUAGGCAUUCCGGGUUUCGGUAGACCGCGGCGAGUUCAAAGUGGAUCAGUAGUAGUUGACGAGUUAUACCUAUUCCGUUGUCGUGUGUGUGUGUGUGUGUGUGUGUAAUAUACCCGUAUGGGUGACGGGCACACGGGGGGGGGAGGUUCGCUGCCGAAGUCGUGAAAUUUGGUUAGAACAAUGGAAUGCACGUAACACGCGAACCCGUCUGCUGUGUGCCGAGCGAGCAGGUACCGAGAGUUUGGUGGUGGGAUGAGUCGAGUUGGGACAUAAUUGUUUUUUAUGUCAUAUCUCAUUACGCGAGUUUCGUUACGUCUCUACGUGCGAGCGGCGACUUUGGGUGCGCGUUGGUUUCGUUUUUUUUUUUUCAGCCAUUCCGUAUCAUAUAGAAAUACCGACUUCGGGUUGCGAACAUAUUUUUAACUCUUGUAUAAUCUAGACGAUUGCGUUUUCAUCAACUCUGCGGUGCAUUUCGCGUUUCGUAUUGUUAUCAUGUACGGAUAGGUUUUACGGUAAUUGAUCGGUAUUAGAAACGGACAUGAAAUGACGAGAAAAAAAAAAUUCAAUAAAUUAUUAUCGUAUUACAGACGAAACGUGUAUAAUUAUACUCGGUAUCGCUGCAUUCUGUGUGGAGCGAGGCGAUCUGUCGGUUUUACUGUGACGUGUAAUAUUUAUUUUUCGUCUGUAAACUACUUUUCUCCUAGAAAUUUCGCUCCAAUCAAAACAAGACACAAGAGACCUAUUUUCGUUGCAUUUUGGCUCUGGUCGAGCAAGGUAAUUUUUUUUUGAAAAUUCUCAUGAAUAUUCGAGAUAAUAUGGGGGAAAACAGGUUCUUUAGGUUAAAAAAUUGAAAAUAAGGUUGUCAUUGGAGGCGACCGUUUUUAUUUAUAAUAUUUUGUUAUUGUGUUAAGUUUUUACUAUACUUUAAUACUAUUUUUUUUUAAACAAUCGCUGUUGUCGCGAAAACGUAAAUUGUUGAAAAAGCGACACUAUCGACCGAUAGCUCGCGAAGUAUAAUAUGUCCGUUUUACAAAUAUCGCAUAUAUUAUUUUUCGCGCAGAAAAUAUCGUCUCCGUAUUUUUUUUUUUUUUUUUAUCACUUUUUUUUACGCCGUCGUCGUCGUAGUUGACGUCGUCACGCGCGAACACGCGCCGGUGUUUGUACGUCGACGGUUUCCCCCGGGGGCCGAAAAUCGACCCGUCAUAAUAAACGCCGCCGUCGUCAAUGUCAUUAUAUCAUCGCGCGUAUUAAUUAUCGGUGCCGUACCAUAUUACGUAUAUUUAUAGUCUAACGCAAACAAUAAAACACGAUAUUGUGAUAAUAUUUACUUGUAUAUAUGUACCGAGCUAGUUAUAUUACUACUGUGCUGCAAUAACAGGGAUUCCGAUAUUAUAUAUGUGUAUACAACUCGGUGUACAACAAGACGGUACACUCCGUGACCCUUGUUUUUAACCGCGGCACUUAAUUUAAUAUUGUUUAUCUAUUUAGAAAGCGAGCGGGUACUUAUUAUUUUUCCGUACGUAUAAAUUAUUAUUAUCUCGUGCGCCUCCCGUCUGUAUAACUCUUUUGUAUGCGUUGCCGCCGCGGCGCGGGACCGACGGCGCGUUUCGGAGAUUAAUCGGCCCGGAGACUUUAACGCCGCGAUAUUUAGCGUAAAUGUUGCCGUGUAAUAGAGCGCCAAGUGUCGUGACUUUUUUUUUUUUAGUAUAUAUUUCUUUUUGUUAUUAAGUUACUUAAUUAACAUCACGGAUACAAUUUUGUUUGUAUUUCGAAGAAUUUUAUAUCCGUCCGUUCUGUUUACAAAGAAAAAAAAUAAUAUCUUCUGUUUACAAUAACGUCUUGACGUAUCAUUUAUAUUUCUAAUUUAAUUUUUGGUGUGAACCGACGACGAUAUUAUUACCUAUUUUAAGUAAUAGUAUUUUUUUUGGUAUUUCAUGUGUAAAAAAAAAAACACCGUAAUAAAAACAAUAAAUAUUAUUAUAUUAGGUUCUUUUAAAAAAAAAAUCGUAAACUUUGAUGAGCAUACAAAUGACAGAGGGGGGGGGGGGGAUUGGAAGUUGAAACCCCCAGAAAGUACAUACUAUAUUUAAACUAGGUAUAAUGUCGUGAUUUUUCAAAAUUUCAUUCCUUUGGCUUCAUAAGGGGGGUGUCAAAGUUAAAAAACAACGCCUACAUCCCGCGAAAUAUCACGGUGAAAUUCGUAAUAUUAAAAUUCAACCAGAUUUCUUUUGCUAGUUUAGAUCCACAUUUAUCUACACAUGUAUACAAUCCAAAUACCACUGACUCACUGAUCGCUGUUUUUCAAAAACUAAUCAACGUACGCGUUUGAAAUUUGAAAUAGUGGUUCCUCUAGUAUUUUCACCGUGCAAUAAGAAAUGAUUUUUGAAAAUUCAACCUCUAAAAGGGUAAAUAGGGGUUUUUAGGUACAUUCGGUACGAGUAUAUAAUUUUUUGUUUAUUUAUUUUUCUUUAUUCAAAGGUUACCUAGGUGUUACCGAAAAGAAAACUAUUAAAAUUUCACAAUAGAACACAUUUAGUCCGCCGAAGGUUUCACUUUCCACCUAUUUGUUUUCAUUAAAUUCUGACUCGACCAAAACCAACAAUUAAUAUGGGUAAAAUAAUAACAAUAAAAAUUGGCACGGGUAACGCCGGGCUCGGGACAGCUAGUACAUUUAUAAAUUAAACUCUAAUUCUCUAGUUUGAGCUCAUUUCGCGAAGAAGGAAUCGCUAAAAGUGUCUAAAAUGUACAUACCUAUUUAAAACCAAUUGUUUAAAUUAUAGUUUGAUUAUAUUAAUAUGGUAGUAUAAUCGAAAUUAUAAUGUAAUAUUUUGAAAAUAUGAUUAUUUUAUUGUUUGAUUAUUAACAAGGCUCGAGAACUUUGAACACUUAAAAUGCAUAAAAACGUUGUAAAGCCGUGAAAAAAGCAUUUAAAACACAGUAGAAUUCUUACCCGUUUUGUACAAUUUUUGUACGCUACUAAAUACGAUUAACACAGUAAUCUCUUGUAGAAUACUUACAAUUUUAAUAAUAUAUUUUGAGGGGAUGGUUUUGUCAGGCCACAAUUUUGGAUGAUGUUUUUCCGGUUAUGAGAAAGCAAUGGUUUGUUUCCUUUUUAAAUUUGUUGGGGGGUGUGGCAGACACUCGUCCCGCUACAACAUUAAUUCCGGGUAUCGCUCCCUUUAAACAAAUACUGGUAAUGAUAACACUUUUACUCAAAUACUAUACAAGCUGCUUUUGUAGUAUUUGUAUUAUAUUUGUAAUGUGUUCUAUUGACAUAAUAGUGUUGUGAUAAGCGCAUUAAAUUUCAAAUCGAUGCCCAAUGACAUUAAAUAAACAUUAAUGCGAUAUUGUUUGAUCAGGAUAUAAUGAACACCAAUCAAUUAAAGUAAAAUGUCAUUAUUAAAAAAACAACUAUUUAUUAACGAUAAACGUUACAAUUGUAAUUCUGUAUGCUGUCUGGGUAAUUUUUAUUUUCGGGGAUAAUUCGACAAAAGCUUACCGGGGUGCCGAUAAAAUCUAGAGGCGUAUUUAGGAUUUUUUUGCGAGGGAAGAUAUGUUAAUUGAGUUUUUUACAUGAGUACAUUAUGUAUUAUAUUAUAUGCAAUAAUAAAUAAUGGUGGUGGAAUUGCUACUGGUUCGAAUAAAAUAAAUCCUGGGUUUACACGUGAAACUAUAAUAGCAUGGUCUGUCCAAGUAGAAAGCAAGUAUGUAUUCACACAUUGAAUAAUGAAUAUCAUAAACGUUAAACUGUUCGUCUGUUCAAGUGUGAUUACAUUUUGAAUACACAAGUUUCCAGGGCCGUCAAUUAGUUGACAUUAAAUUCGUACCGAUAUUAAUUUCAAAUUCUGAUAGUCGGUAGUUUUUUUUUUUUUUAAUGCUAUGUUUCUUAUCACACCGGGAGUACUGAGAUAGUAUCCCGUCGAACGAAUGCAUACGUAGGUAUACGUAAUUUUCUUAUGUUGGUAUUUUUUCCGGCCCCUCUGGGUCGAUCGUCCGCAAAGACGCGAAUUCGCCCGAAUGAUUAAAUACGCAAAACUGACAGCCCGGCUAACGAUACACGCGCGCGCGCGCCCGCUCGUACACACACACACACACACACGCGCGUAUAAUACCUAUGUGUUUUAGCACAAACUGACGUUGGUACUCGCGAUACCAUUGUGCGUAUACGCGCACCUACGUAUGUGUAUAUAGGUAUUAUAAUAUUCACAAAAAAAAAAUAAAAAAUAAAAAAUAUUUCUAAAACCGGACUGUACCGCCGGCAUACCUAGAGACGUGACGUAUAAAAUAGUUUCGAAUACCUUCGUGUACCUAUAAUAAUACUCGCGUAUAAUGCGCGCGUACAGUCUACGCGUAUAAUACGUGUACAAUAUAGCGGCUAAUCCUUUGGAUUGAACCGUUUUGAUACAUUUCGCCUAUGCGCCCGUGUAAACCGCCGUGUAAAUCCGAUUUUUUUUUUUUAAAAUGUCAAGGACUCCCCGCGAUAGGUUCCCGCGACACUGACGCGGUGGCGGCGGUACACGGCGUGCGUGUGCGAGUGUGGGACGUUUACAAGACGUCGUCUACUAUAAUAAUAAUAAUAAUAAUAAUAAAAAAAAAACCACGAAACGUAUAAAUAUUUUUUUUUUUUCCUAAAGACUAAUACUAUUAUUAUUUUGGCACGGCGUUCGAGAAUUUAUAUGAUUUUAUGGUUUUUUUUUUUUUAAUGUUAUACCGGAUAAUAAACUAUAUAAUUUCAAAACCGUUGGAAAUUAAGUUUAUUAUUAUUUUCUUUCACAAAUUGUAAUUGUUAAUAAUAAUCAUUUGAAUACCUAUCUAAAUAUUAUAUUAUUAUCGUCUCGUUUUAAUGUCCGGACAAUCGUCGGCGUUUCCUUAGAUUAACGGGUCGUAAAAAAGAAAAAUCCAUACAAAUUCGUGGAAUUUUAAUUUGUUUAUUAUUGUAAUUUUUUAUCGGUUGACUUCCGCGACCGUAUAACGAGAAAUAUUCGUGUUUUCUCGUUUCGACAAAAUUUAAUUUCACUAAUUUAAAAAAAAAAAAAAAAAAAUUAUUUUAUAGUACGCCGAUUUGUACCCGUGUGUGCCAUUGGCGCCCAAACUAUAUUUUGAAUGCGGAAAAUUGUCGGAAAUUCGAAAAUUUAUCGUCGGAAGGAACAACGCGACUAUUGGAACUAGACAAUUAUUAGUGUACCCCUUAAAUCACUCGAAACUCUACUCCGUUUGUACCGCCCCUCGAAUAUGAUUUGCGCCGACUGCUACACGUCAAACACGGUUUGGGCGCCAUUGUGUGAUGCGAUUGUUGCAAGUAUAAUGUGAUGCAUCGUGCAUGCGAUAUUGUUAUAGCGGGGUCGUGCUCGCGAAUUUGCAACGGUAACGAUGCGGUAAAUAUAAUAAUCACGAUUCGUGAGUAAAUCGCAGAACCUUUUACUGCGUUAUACAUCGGACCCGACAAUGAUGAUUUUUUUUAAAAAUAACGACCAAUUUUUAUUGGAUUAAUCGAGCUUUUUUCUCGCGCAUUCGGCUGUAAUAUGCAAUUUCUGGAUGGAAUUACUAUUAUACGGCAAAUAAAUGUUCACCACAGUUGUCACCGUACGGGAACAUGACCUCUAACCUCCCCCCUCCCCCGCGCACCCCACUGAUUAUUAGACGCCUUCACUACCUAUAUACAGGGCGUAACACGACUAUUUGACAUUUUUACAUAUUGUAAUCACAUGUAAAAACGCCGAAUAGUCCGGUUACACCCUGUGUAUUAUAUUAUAUCGAUAUAAAUCGUCCGCGCAAAUAUUUUUGUCCAUAACGCGCACUUUCAUUUUAUAAAAAUAUUAUUAUGUUAUUAUUAUUUUGUCGGGUUAUCGAAUUCCCGAAGAAAACGUAUAGGUAAAAUUAUCGAACUCGAUCGCUUCGCGGCCCCGUCUCACAGGUGUAAAACGUUAUUUCGCGGGCCCGUAUUGUUCGUUUGAUAUACGAUAUCCGGCCUUUGAAAAAUCUGAGGUGGCGGAGGGAUAAUAAAUCCCCCUAUACGCACAUCAUUCAAUAGGUUAUAAUAGCUAUUUUACCAGCUGUGUUCGUAUGUAUACCCGGCAAUGGCGGACGUGUGGCCGCACAGGUUUUAUAAUAAUAAUCGCGUACACAAAGAGUUAAGUCGCGACAACGACGGUAGCAGAUGUUUUCGAUUGAACAAUUUGGCGCGCGCUUAAUAUGAUUUUUUUUUUUUUUUCAUAAUACAUAAAUUGUCAAAUCGUAAAAAUUCUACUCCCGUGUACAAAUAAUAACAAUAAUAAUAAUACCCUGCUGCAGGGGUAUUUUACGCGGCUGCGAGACCGGGAUUUUAUAUACGCCAAGCCACCUCCCCACCUUCCCUCCCGAACCCCUCCGUGACUAUAUACGCCCAUAAUAUUCAAGUUGUCUGUCAAUUGCAUAAACUGCCAUAUUGGAAUGCGUACAUACUGUAUAUAUAUAUAAUAUAACUCGUCAGAUAGAUAUGGUUAACAUAUAUGUGUGUACACAACAUCUGUAGAGAAAAAAAAACUUUACUUACGAAGGUGAACAAUAAACAGUAUCCUCUUAUAUGGAUUCAAUAACUAUCAUUGUACGAUGCAAUUCCGAAAGUAAAUGACUAUCCUUUAAUAAGGAGUUAAAACACCUUGAGAUUUUUUUUUGUUUCGUUUUUUUUUUUUGCUUUUUAAAUCCAUCAUUAGAAAACCAAGCGACUGUUAUUGUAUUUUGCAAGUAUAUUAUAGUAAAUCUGGUCGAAUUAAAAAACUAAACGGAUUUUUUUUUUUAAUAAAGUAGUUUCUGUAUUUUUAAAUUAUAUAUAAUAUUUAUAAAUAUAUUUUUUUUUAAUCUUAGCGCAACGAAGAAUGCAUUGGUUUUUCUAGCUAUGUGUGGUUUUUUUUUCUCUCUGCGAAUAGCUUUUCUACCAGAAAUCUUGUACCGAUCAUCAACUUCAGAUGUUUGGUAUAGCGAAUUAUGUUUAGUCGGUUAUUUUGGAUUUUCUCGUAAUUUUAAUAGUGACCUUUGUGUUCUUAAAUGAUUCGGUAAAACCGUAGAAAAAAACUGGGAAAAUGUACGACGAUAUGACGGUUUUGUUGUUUUCAUUUUUUUUUUUUUUGUAAUUUGUUUAAAAAUAAUCGCAGAGAUGUGAUACGAUUUUCAAAGCAUUUCGAUGAUUUUUAAUUAUUCAUAAACAUUCGAAAUUGCUUACAGAUAUAAAUGAAACAGUUCUGUAUGCACCUAUCUUACAUUUCUACUUUUCCGACUAUUGUUAUGUAUAAUCAGUUUUACAAUAUCCAAUUGUACGAUGAUCGUAUCGUAUUUGUAACUAUAUAUACUUAACAAUUCAAAAAUGAUAUGCUCAGUUUUGUUUUGUUUUUUGCUUUUAAGUAAUAUAUAAGUAUUUAAAUAUUACAAAAUUAAUAUCACAUCAGACAGCGGUGGAUUCGAAUAUUGAUUUUAAAAACAAAAAUAAAAAUCCUAGAGGCAACGCCACGUCAAACCCUCCCCUUUCAAUUACCUCCAUUGGUAACAAACGAAUUAAUUUACAGAAACAAUAAAAAAAAAAAAAAUGAGCUGAUACAGGGGUACGGCCACUGUUGUAGAUGUUUAGUGUGGAAGGCGGGAUACAUAAAGUUAUUUAAUUUAUGAGUGUAACUAACGAUAAACCAUUGAUAACGAAAAACGAUUCGGAGCAAAGUUCGGUUGUACGAUAUGUUUUGAAAGGCUGUAAUAUUUACGAUUUUUGUCAAAAUUUGAUUUUAAAAUUUAAAACUUAUAUAAAAAAAAAAAAAAUACUCCAUCAAACUAAUUUUUUUUUUUCUGAACAAUAGGUACGACUGAAUCUCCUAUCAGAUUUCCAAGCAUUUCUGUUUAGUCUAACAAUUUUAUCCACAGAGUACCUACCUAAUAAAAAUUACGUAUAAAACUCGUAAAAUUAAAAUGUUUAUUAAUAGCUCAGAAAUUGUUCAAAUAUUUUGAAAGUUUUACUACGUAUAGAAAAAGUAAGCAUAAGUUUUCUGUCAACAUUUUGAGUCUCUAUGAAUAUUUCGAAUUGAAUUGCAUUAAAAAAAACAAAAUUUAACAUAAUAAUAGAAUUAUUAUCGUAAAUUUUCCCUUUCUUUCUACUUGUUUUUCGGCUUUGUUCAAUUAUUAAAAAACUACAAAGAAAAUCAAAAAACAACUUUCUUGGUCACCAACUAGAAUAAAAAUUCUAGAACAAUGAUCCCUUAUCUUUUUGUCACACAAAUUUAUCAGUUUCUAUUUUUCGUAAAUUUUCGGUUUUUCUCAAUUAUUACAGAACUACCAGACGUAUCGAAAAACGAGUAAUUUACUUGUGAACUGGAUUACAAAUUCCAUAAAAAAAGCUCUCUUGUCGUUUAUAUAUUGGAGCGAUAUUUAUGGUAGAAAACAUAUGCCGGAAAAAUUUAAAAUUAUGAAAUCGUCGUGUCGUAAUUUAAAAAAUAUUUCGCCUUUUUUGGUUUUGCCCAAUUUUUAUGAAAAAUGCUUUAGGUGUAUCAAAAAACGGCUUACUUUGUUAGUUUUGCUAUGUGUUGAAAGUAACAAAGCCGAUCUCUUGUUAUUUUUCGAUUGAAGUAGUAUUCCGGGUAGAAAACAUCGUGUAAACAUAAUAACACCAAUGAGAACGGUUACGGCGCGCCGCGGCGUUAUAUAUUUGCCGUUUUUCCUAACUAUUAUUUUCUUCCGGGGUUUUCCCAAUUAUUCCGAAAGCCCCUCGGAAAAUCGAAAAACGCGCCGAAGAAAGAAGAUCGCCAUUCGGAAAUGGUGCUUCAGUCCGUACUUCUGAGCAAGUUUCUCGGUAAAAAAAAGUCGUUCACUGACAGCAAAAAUACGAUGCAAUACAAUCGGUUUUCGCGAUGUACGCCGUCCGACUCCGAAUAAGUUUUAUAAUUUUAUGGCGUUACAAUAAUUAUAUAAUAUAAUAUUACGCAUUAUUAUCAUAAUAAUAAUAAUAAUAAUAUCGUCUAUAUAGCUCGAUAUCGUAUUUAUGAUUCCGUAAAUAAACAUAAUAUAUUAUAACGUAUAGCCGGUAAUAAUCUUUUAUUCGGAACGUAUGUAUAUUUUAAAAACGUGUCUCUGAUGUUAUAGAAUUAUUAACGUUGUAAAAAAAAGGAAAAAAGGAAAAAAGUGAAUUUAUAAUAUUAUUAUCGUCUGUACCGCUCGUGUAUAUACAAUAAUAAUGUGUGUAUAAUAUACGCAUAGAGGAUAUCGGUAUGCUAAUGCGUUUGAGAGUGCUUUGGAGUGUCUAAUAAAAAUCGUUUUUUCUCCGUCUCUCUCUCCCGUCCCGUUCCAUUUUCUCCCGGUAUUCGUUCAACAAUCAAACGUAAAAUAUGUCUGUUGACAAAGUCGCAGUUAAUUAGUAAAAAUCGCCGAUCAAAAAAAUAAUAAUAUUGCGCAACGAUCGGAGAGAGAGAGUAAGUGAGAGAGACUCCGGAAUAGUAUUAUAAUAUACUUGCGCGGAUGUGUUUGACGCGUAUUCGGUCGUUUUUUUUAUUUUCGCCUUCUUCUUCUUCUCACGGUUAAAAAACGGAAAAAAAAGGACGCGUACGGCGACUUUAUGUAUGCUGCAGUAUAUAUAUAUAUUGCGCUCAUAACAAUAAAUUAAAGCCGACAGUUGAAGAUUUUGGCGUGUCGUUUGCGGUCGCGUACUGUUAUAGGUAACUGCGGUGUGUAUAGGUAUACAAUAUACGUGUAUACAGAGAAAGAGAGAGAGAGAACUUGAGAGACGACGGCGGAGAAAAUAUUUAAAAUAUAUUGCUCACUCGGGGCACUUUGCGAGUUAAAACCCAUAAAAAGAUAUUUAGACACGUGUCGCGUUCAAGACGAAGAAGACGACGGAAACAAAUUCGAGACCGCGUUUUUGUUUUUUGUUUUUUUGUUUUUUUUUUCUUUCCGUGAAAAUAUGUAACGCGAUUUACCCACACCGUGCGUAUAUACCUAACCGCCAUCAUACUUCCGAGACGGUCUCUCGCUAUAGUUUCGCUGCGGGACGACACAAUUCCGUUUUUCAUUUUUAACGACUCGCGGCGUAUAGUCGUGUAUCUAUGUAUAUGUAUACAGCGCACACGUAUUCGACUAUAUGUAUAUAAUAUUAUAUUGUGAUAACAUUGAAAAAGCGGGGCUAGACGUUGAUUUUAAUCACGAGGAGUUGAAUAGAUUCAACAUUUUUUUUGGACACGCCCACGUUCUCACGAUAGCGUCUGAAUAAUAUUUCCUUUUGCUUGCUCCCCAUUGGCGGACGCGGCAUCGCGCGGCGGCGCAAACCGCAAAUACGCCUAAAGGCGUAUGGGUACUGAUUUUAAACUCAUAAGAAACAGGACCGCGUCCGAGCAUAUAAAUAUACGUGUACGUGUAUGAUAGGUACCGCGUUGAAUGUGCGUAUAUACACUUUUUUUUUUUCGCAUUAUAAUAUUAAAUACGUAUUAUUAUUAUGUAUAUAUGGGUAUGGACGAAAAAAAAAAACUGUGGUUAAUCAUCAUAAUUAAUUGCGCAAUAAUUGUACGGGUUCGUAUACCCACCUAGGUAUAUACCUGCAGAUACCUAAUACCUAUCGGUGGUUGGCCCGUACUGUAAAUAUUAUACUACCUAUAACAUUAUAUUGUUGUCGGCAUAUUAUUACUAUCGGCGCGAAAAUCUAUACGCCGGUAGUAUUGGAUCCCGCGCGGCGGUUUCGUAAGGGCGGAGGACCGCGUCCGAAUCGGUUGUUCCGGACGUAUAUGAAUCGGGUUUCCCGUGAAGGCUUUUGAAAAAAGGCGGUGUCCGAAGGGCCAAUAUGUCACAUUUCGUGACUGUCGGGAAAUGGGCUUUGAAUUCCCCAACAUAAGGCCCUGUGUAUUUUACCAAAUGUUCGAGUAAUUUUCAAUUUUUACAAAAACUCGAACGAUUUUUAUUGAGAAAAUAAAAAUCUAUACGCUUCUUUUUUUUUUUUCCAAUUGGUUUUUUUUUUUAAAAAAAUAUCGACAUCUCGCAUAAUUAUACUGUCCAAUAUCAACGCAACACCGUUUCCCAUGUCUUUAUGUGCACGGGCGUCUAUUAUAUUAUUUACGCGAUCUAUUGUUGUCGUUGUCAAUUAUCGCCGCGUUCGGUAAUCCGCCAAAAACCGUACAGCGUGUUAGGCUGUGGUCACAGUGGCGCCUACGUCGGCCAUCCGAUAAUUUUCGUCAGACAGAUGGGACACGGUCACAGUGCCUCAGACGUCGGCCGAUAAAAUUGGCCGACAGUUGUUGAUUUCAGUGCGGCGGCUGCGGGUUGUGUUCAUUUAUAAAAUGGACUCUUCCUCUCAUUAUUGCGCAGUUUGGAAACAAGUACCCCGCUAUUAAAUGUUUAUUAUCAAAAAAGCGAAAAUGUCACGCGAAUGACUAUAUACUGGUACGGUCCCAUAAACUCCUUAUUCUUUCUCUGACCGGACACUUUGCAUUUUUCCACGAUGAAAAUAUGAUAGUCGCGUUCGAACUGACACAAUUCGAUAACUGAUACGAUUAAUAUUCUAUAUCACAUUUGUUCAAAAUCGUUUUUCAUUGGGUUAUCGUCGCGUAUACAGAUGUAAAUUCAAUUAUUCUGUAUGAUAACCAACUCCCGUCGCCGCGGUUUCUCCUAAAACAGCGGCACGUCCGUCAGCAGUAUCGGAUUUGUUUUUUUUUUUUUUUUGUUUUUAACGGGCCAUUUCGCCUUAUCGAAAGAGCGCGGAUUUUUAAAUUUUUACAAUAUAUUGUCCGUGCCGUGGUUUUUUUUUUUUUGCGGUUUUCGAAAAAUACACGCCGCCGGUGCGCACACACACGCACACACAAUAUAUACAAAUACGAUAUGAAAUACUGGGGGGGGGGGUUAUUGAAAUCAAAUCAUGUGACAAUAAUUACAUUGGCGUGUAGGAGGCGCGUACCACUGUCCCGCAAUAACGUAUCGUACGCGUACAAAAACUGUCGCGGUGACGGUGACCGCCGCCGCCGCCGCCGUCUUACGUGUAUACAUAAUAGAUACGGGUACCCGUAGUAUCGUGCGCGCGCGCGUUCGUAAUCCCGUUUUCUGCGAGAAAUUCCGCCGAUCGGAUUGGAUACGUCACGUGGGCACGCAUACGCGUAUAAUGGGUUCCUCUUCUAGAACGAUGAAUAUUUCAUACGCCGCAAUAAUAACGUACGCGUGUGGUACUCGCUGUCCGCGCCGGGCACGUUGUAUGCGGACUCCGGGGGGACGCAUAGAGAGCUGAUAGAGAGAGAGAGAGAGAGAGAGAGAGAAAGAAAACUGCUGUUGUUGCGCGCGCGCGGAUAAUACGAUGAUAUACCUACGCGACAUUACGCGAUACUCUAGUAUAACACGGUGUAAACGAUAAACCGAACGCGGGUUAGAAAUAAACGGUUGUGAUAAUAACAAUACUACCGAUCGUACGCGGUAAAAGCGUAAAAAUAUCCGACGCGAUGUCUCGGCGCGUCGCACACGGCCGGCGCGUAUAAAUAAACGGUGCCGGGGCGGUGCCGUAAUAGUACGGCGGCGUCUGACCGUCGCGCCGCCGUGUCGUGUUGUACUGAAAAAAUGGCCCGCGCGGGCAGCCGCCGUUCGCGUAAAAAAACUGAAUCGGGCACGGGUUACGUUGUUAUUGUUAUUGUUGUUAUUGAUUGUCGUUGUCGUUGUGAUUACGGGUUCGCGCGACACGCGGUUUGUACGCGUGCCUGUAUCGCGACGAAAACCUAAUAAUGCGCCGUGCGGUGGACCACUGUCGUCCCGCGAAACGAUAACGCGCGUCGGUGUCGAACGCGCCGUUCCAAUACGUUUUAAUUCCGUUAUAGAUACCCUAUUAUGUCGUUGACACGCGGGCCACGGGUGUUGUGCGCGAGCGGCCGGCAUUCCGCGACCGACACGGUUUCACGCGCGCAGUAGCGAUCGCGUUUCGGCCCGGUAUUGUUCGACGAGCGGUUUUUUUUUUUUUUUAUUUUUUUUUCGCUUUUUCACCACCGUCAUACACGAUUAAUUGCCGCUCGUCCGGGUGCACCGCGCCAGUCAGCUAGUGGCGCCGAACAUCCACCGGUGUCACGACCGGACGCCGGCCCGCGUUCUUUCGUAAAGUUAACCGCGGUGCGGCCGCUUCGUUCCGGGCCAACGUUCGGUUACGCCGGACAAUAUUUCGUUGCGCAGAAACGAAAACCCUACGGCCGACCUGCCGUAUAGAUCUAUAGUUUUCGGACGUAAAACGGAAAAUAUGCGGGAGAAUCAAAAAAAAAAAAAAAAAUUACCUCCCCAAAGUACCGCCCCAGUUCGGAAACUUGAAAAUUGCCGGUAGAAAAGUUGUUCACAGAUUAAAACGAAGUAAUAAUAAUAAACGCCAUUGCAAAACCAAUACAUUCUUGGAAUCUACGUAAUUGAAAACAAUUUUCGCGAUCUCCCGAAAAUCGACCCGGGACUGACCAGUGGGUCCGCGAUCCGCAGUUUGUGGAACGCUGCAUUAGAAUAAUUAACUAAACAUACCCAGUUGGAAUGUAAUAAUGUUAAAUGUUUUAAUCUUAUCACUGUUAUCACGGUAACAUAUCACGCAUGACCUCGGUCAGUGAAAUCGUGAUUCAUCAUCUAAGUGCUGCGUCUUGUCACGAUAUCCAUAAUGUUCCUGUCGUUUGCUAUCUUUUCCUCGGUUGUAAAUAUGAUGCGAUAUCCAUUUGCAUCCUGCUUCGGAUUUUGGAAGUAUAAAGUUUUCGGACGUUCUCUCGUUCUUUCCUCCUUCAGCUUGAGCACCGUCGUACGUACGAAGUUGAAAAUAUUUAGACGCGGCGUAUAAAAUCGGGAAUCGUAUUUCGAGUGAAAAACUUAGGUUGCUCGAAAUGCAUUUCGAGAAUCGCUCUUUGACAAAAAUAUCAUUUCGCGUUAUCGUGAGCCGAUAUUCAACGGUCGAUGCGGGAAUUCGCCAACAAUAGGUGAGCCUACAUUGGGAGCCCAUUCGCCCAUUCACCGUUUUGGAUUAUUAAACUACCAACACAGUUCAACGUAUUGAAAUUAAGUAUAAAUUACGUGAUAGAUUAGUUAAGUUGAUGUAUGUGUAUACUAUUAUAAAUUACGAAAAAAAAUUUGUUUUUCUAUCGAAUAAUACCUAUAGAUAAUAAUAAUUCGUAAAAAACGAAUCGCGUAGACGAAAUAGAUUAUUGAACGUUGCGGAAAGUAUAAUACGGACGGGUGUUUUUUAUUAUUUAUUUUUUUUUUUCACGAUUUUCAGUCGUAUCUAUGUUUUCAAUAUAAUUAUUCGGCGGUAGCCGCGGUGAAUAAAUUAUUAAUUAAAUCAUCGAGUCGAUCGCGGGUUGUUGCACGCGGCGGCGUUAUAACACAUCAAUUUAUAGAUACCUCUAUAGGUAUACCCAUUAAUAUUCGGUGAAAAUUUCGAUUGGAUUAAAAUCGGAUAACGAGUUUAUGUACGUACACGUAUAUAAUAUUGAUUGCGCGUAUAUCUAUAAUAUAAUAAUAUUAAUAACGAGUUAUGACGUUACAUUGUUUGGAUCGUAUGUAUAUACAGGCGGAAGUAUAUGUGUCAAAAAAAAAAAAAAAAAAUAUGCGAUUUUUAUUUAUUUAUUUAUUUUUUUUUCAUUAUUUAUACGGUCGGAUAUUCGGCAGGUAGGUUGAUAUAGGCUUGAUUACUCGGUACCUAUACCUAAUAUUAUUAUUAUAUACGUAAUAUAGUCACCGCCACCGUGUAGAAUCAUCCGCUGCGGGAUAAUUUGUUUUCGGUACACGAGCAGCACGUAUAUUACAUUUUUCAUUAAUUCCAGAAGCACUUUUACAGCACCGCAACAGGUCGAAUAACCAUUAAAAAAUAUUUUUAAUAGCCUCCUUUAAAACUAUAUCACUCGAUUUCCUGAUUGUUUUUUUGUGCGUGUGUGUGUGUUGUUUUUUUUUCAACAGGCAUAGAACGGAGGUUGUUCUAUUGCUUAUAUGUAUUUUUUUUUUUUUUUUUUUAAAUUUAACAUUCGCCGGUGUACACUUGGCGAAAAUACGUAAAUACAGUGGUUCGCGUGGCCGGCGUAUUCAAUCUCAAUACAAUAUAAUAAUAUUAUUACCGUUCUCAAUGUAGUAUUAUAGCUGCGAUGUUAUUCACUAGUGAUGACGGGCACAACCGAAUGCUGCUGCAGUAUUACCAUCGGACUAUUCGAUAAUUGGAUCGCAUUCGAACUAUCCGGUUUGUCACAAAUAGGGGCGUGGGGACGCGUUCCUUCUCAAAUGUCGCUGCCGAGUCCCUCCGGUUCAAACGUUUUGAGUACUUAUAAGAAUAUAUCAUUUUUUUUUUUCUCAUAAAUCAAACGCAAUUAUAAUAGUUGUUAAAAAAAAAAUUCUGUUUUCGCUAUGCAUUAUUAUUUUUUAAUGACGUAUAAAUAGCAUAUAUUCCGUGUGUUUAUUAAAUACUCUCGGACACAACAAUGCAUUAUAAAAGCCAAUGAUGUGCAGGUGUAUACGCGCGGGAAACACAAUAUUACGAUCAACGCGAUUUCGACGGUGACUUAUUGUUCGAGGUCGACUCUGAAGCAGACUAUCAUCUUUCACCUCUGCCCGUGUUGCAUAUCGAGAGGGAUUUGUCGAAUAAUAUAAACGGAUAUCGUGCGUAGGCCUCUUUUUCAGGGUGUGCUGUAGAAGGCUGUCACUAGCGCCCCUGGGAGUUAUUUUAAGCUCGUAAAACUCUGAUAAAAAAAUAUACACAGAUAUUGAAAUGUCUUACCAACUGUUUAAAUUAAAAUUAAAAUUGAAUUAGAACAUAAAACGUACAUAUUUCUUUCGUAAAUAUUUGAUUAAAUUCAUAAUAUGAUUUUCGUGAACCCCGGGGACUCAGCCCCCUAUUCUCCCCCCUGAAUCCGGGCCUGAUGUGCAGCUGCAUAUCCUGCAUACUCCCGGCGCAUGCCUAUGGCGGAAAUAUGAUAUUGUAAAUUUAUUUGCCGAAAAAUAAAAUAAAAUAAAAAUGUUUGUAAUUCGGUUACUAUAGUCACGGAUUGUGGAUGGGGGUUGGGGGGUUUGUUCAUAUUAUGUGGAGGGACGAGACUCCCCUGAAAAUUAGAGCUAUUUGCGGUGCUUAUAUGCGGUUAUGGAAAAAAAAUUUAGAAUGAAACAUUCGAUAGUUCAUCCAAACUAUCGAUACUGUAAACUAUUCGGAAGUGUGCAUCGUUAUAGUAUUUAAUGCCAAAAUGACGAAUGUCGGCGUUUUUCAGAUUCUGUGUGUAACGAAAAACUAUUUGUUUUACGAUAAUAUACUCGUAUUAUUAAGUAUAUUUUUUUUCUCGGAAAACGUCGCACAAAUUUUUUCGGUUAAUAAAAAUGCUCGAAAUUAUUCACACUUAUAAGAUGCGGAUUUUUCGCGCGGUAUAGUCAUUUUUUUUGUUAUAUACAGCAUUUAAAAACUAAUAACAAAUUUCGAUAUAUCUGUUUUAUUUUUGUUAAAAAAAAAAAAAAAACCUUCUAGUACUACUAUAAUACCUACUGCUCGGUUCACAAUCGUUUUGUUUUUUCGUUUGUCGUCGCGUGGACUACCCGUGUACAGUAUUAAUAUUAAUAAUAAUAAUUAUUAUUUUAUGAAAAUGUUAAAAAUCUUCACGAAUCCAAAAUAAAAUAUUACGUUGUCGUCGUAUAUUGUGUCGGGAUCGUUAUACAAUAUAAUAUUAUAUAUUAUACAGUUGAGUAUUAUACGCACUAAACUACACUACACGAUACUAUAAUAUAAUAUAUACCUACACGAAUAGCCACAAUUAAUCGUGUCUACAACGCAUGUUGUACGGCUAUAUAGGAAGGCAUAAUAUUUAUUUUAUUUUUUUAUUUUUUGUUUUAACUAACUGCCGCCGAUAAACAUGUUACCCCUAUACCAUAAAAAAAAAAAAAAAAAAAAAAAAAAAAAAAAACAAUUCCCUUGGAAAAAAAAUGUAUAGGUAUAUAUAUAUAUAUAUACAAUAUAUAAUAUCCAUUUCGGUAUAGUAAACUAAUUAACAUCAAUUGUACUUCUUUUUUGAUGCCUGCGGAAAGACUCGUUUAAAAAUACCAAAUAACAAUGUACCGGUUCAGUAAGAAUGUGUACGUUUUUUUUUUUUUUUAUUUUUUAAGUCCGUCGAAAAAAAUACCAGUACGUUACGUUUCGUUACAAUUCGAUUCUCGUAAUUACCUACGAACUUUUCAAAAUGAUGACGAGCGACUUAUAUAUAUAUAUUAUAUUAACAAGCGUAUGUAUCGAGUGUAAAUACAUUUUACGUUUUCACGAAGCUCUGCAUUGAAUCAAAAUUAUUACGAUAAUAACUAAUACGUUUUUAAUUCAAUUUUAAAACCAUAACAUUUGCAUAUUAUAUUAUUAUUAUUAUGCGUUCCGACCAACAUCUGUGCGUAGGUAAUAUAAUUCAUAAAAUCGGUAUUUUUUUGAAAACUCCGUACCACAUUUUACUUUCAACAUUGUUACAAUGUAAAGUGCUCGCACGUUAAAAAUAUUGUACGUUUUCCGUAUUAUUAUUGUAACAUUAUAUUAUGGGUACCAUUUUUCAACGACGAUUUUAAAAAUUAUAAAUUUCGGUUAAAGAUCAUCGUCUAUACAGUGAAUAUAAAACUAUAAUAUUAUUAUAGGUAGGUAGGUAGGUAUUCGAAAACAUAAUAUUAUUUCGUUCCUUUGUUACACUAUUAUAAAACUUGACUUACUGUGGGAUUUAUUUGGGGAAACAGGUUUUAACAACAAUUUGUACUAUAAAAAACGCUGUCUUACCUUGAAACUGUCAAGCCCUCAAAUUAUUGUAAUAUAUAUAUAUAUAUAUAUAUAUAUAUAUAUAUAUUUAUAAUAGUAUACCUAGCCGUAGACGGUGUAGGUAUUAUACUGCAGUUGAUCGUAAUAAAAAUUUUGAACUCUAAAAUUGUAGAUUAUAAUUUGAUGUUUUAUUCGCUAUUUAUUAUGGUCGCGGGGUAAAAUUAUACACGUUUAAAUAUAAUGUGUAUAAUUCGUGCGGUAGACGAUGAUAUAUUCUGCAGCAGUUUUCGCACGACAAUAAUAUAAUAUUUCGUAAAAUACGCAUUAUAAAGAAUGCGUCUUGUAGUACAACGAAAAAAUGUACGAAAUACAAUUCGAUGUCCGUUAAAAAUAUUAAUAGGUAUGUAGGUAUUUCUAUAGAAAUUAUAGAUUUUUCACAUAAAAAAAUGUUUAUUAAAUAUUUUAAACGCUACGUGAUAUGUAUGGCGGGUCAAAGUUUUUUUUUUUUAAAUCUUGUACCUACCUAUGUGCACAUUGUCGGUAAAAAAAAAAAAAAAAAUUAAAGAAUUAUAAAUAAUGGUAUCCGUUUUUAAAAAAAUACAGGUAUUGUUGUUACCUAUAGUUAUUUUGUGACUUGAUAUUAUAAUUUAUUUAUAUAAAAAAUCUUGACCGACAGCUAUUUCCUAAAGAAUUUUUAAAAACGAAAAUUAUUACACGCUGUAUAAAAUGCUAAUGGUUUAAUCUCAUCAUUACCAUAACGCGUAAAUUAUAUAAUUACUGGUAAUUAUAAGAACAAUCAUAUAUUUUUAACGACUAAAAUAUACGUUAAACAACAUCAGGCGCUAUAGGAUCUAUAACUGGAAUCUGAAAUGGGAGGGGGAGGGCUAAACAUUUUUUUCGAGAAGGACAACCAACAUAAUUUAAGUAUACAUAACAAUAUGUAAUGAGUGUGUACGAUAAUACAUUUUUCCAAAUCAUAAAAAACGUUUGACAAGUACUUCCGUGACGCUGUUUUACAUACGUAUUAGGUACUCCUUAUUGGCGAAAAUAGGGGAAGCGUAGCGAGCCCCACCGAAUUAAAAUCUUAUAAAGUAUAAAUACUAAGUAUACAUAAUCAAUAUUAUAUCGAUACUAUAAUAGAGGCUUAAUCCUCUUAAAUAUUUGAGUUAUUUGCACUUAAAUAUGCCGCGAAAUGUCCAAAAAUUUCACGUACUGUGCAAUUUUAAUAUUACUUAUUAAUAUUAAAAUUUUUUUUCUUCAAGUAUUAGAUUUUUGUUACGAAUUUUACAGCGAAAAUAGUAUUAAUGUAUAAUUUUUUUUUCUAUUAAAACAUGCGAAUAAAUGUAUGAUACAUUAAAUUUACAUUGACUAUACAUUAAAUUAAGAUAAAGUUAUGAAAAAAUUCUUCGUAAGCUGAAUUUUGGUAAACAAUUUCGACAAAUUAUUGCGUUUGUCUAAUAAUCGUGGGACAUAGGAAUUUAUAAAUGGGAUAGGAAUAUAGGAUUUACAUCGGAAUAAAUAUAUAUGAAUCCCCGUAUAUAGGAAUUUUCCCGUUUGUGUGUCAUACAGGUAUAUUAUAACCGUAUCCAAAGGGGUGGAGUGGAGGGCUAAUGCUAAACGCUACCCUCUUGGAUCCGUGCACGAACAUCAUUGUAAUAUUUUAACGUAAAGAAAAUAAAUUAUACAGUUUAGGUAGUGGUUAUAACCCCGAAACGGUAUGUGGUAAAAAAAAAAACCCCACAUUAGGUAUUAAAUUGAUUCGGUUCUUUUACAGUUUUACUACAAAACCCACUUACUCUAUGCAGUUAUAAUAUUAUACUCGGGCACGAGAAUGCGUCAAUUCGGAUUUAUUUUUUAAAUAUUUUCAAACGCUGCAACGUGUUUUAUUCGCGGACAUUCAAAGCGCAACCGUAUAUAAUAAUACUAUUACUUUUACUUAUAAACAACGUACGCGCGUCUUCUUGAAGAAAUACAAAAAUAAAACUGAACAUCACGCGCGUAGAAUAGGUAAAAUACACACGUAUAUACCGGUAUACACGUAAAAGAAAGGAAAAAAUGUUUUCGGAAUUCUUGUUUUAUUAUUACUUUUUUUUUUUUUCCCGAUCGGGAAUUCUCUGAAACAGGUGAAAUUAUUAUAAAAAAAAAAAAAAAAAAAAAAAAAAUACACAUAUAUAUAAUAUCUUAACGUACGGAAGCGCAUCGCUGUAUGGCGGCAGUAGGUACCUGCCUAAACGGUUGAACAGAGUAUAGUUUUUCUGGCCGUCAUGCUCCGGCGCAAUUGCUCGGGUCAUUAAAAAAGGUAACACCAUUGAAUGAAAAUAUAUAGGUAGGUACGGUGUUUGAGAACAUGAUCCGGAAUGCGUUAAGUUAUUUUAAUAAGAUAACAUCGAUUUGAAUAAUAUAAUAUUCUGCGCCGCCGCCGAUGCGAGAUUAUAAUAUAUGGGAACAAAAGUGUACAGCAUGGAGCCAAUUAGCGUUUUUUUUUUUUUUUUUGGCUCCCGUACGGACGACUACUACGCAUGAGUGGAUUCGCGAACGUGUAUGCCGCGCCGCUUGCCCGCAAUGAUUUAUAAUAAUAUGUUCGAACGUUUGUUUACGUAUAAUAUUUAUUUGUGUGUUUGUUUUUUUUUUCUUUCCAAAGGUGAAAGUGACGAUUUUGGACAAAAACGAUAACCGUCCGAUGUGGCCGAGCGCGCCGAUCGAGUACAAAAUCUCCGAGGAAAUACCGAUCGGUUCGCCGGUCGCCACGUUGAAAGCCACCGACCCCGAUUUGGAUUCGACGCUGACGUACACGAUAAUCGGCGACGACGACAAUAGCUCGCCACUGAUCUUGGACGCGUACACGGGCAUCGUCCGCGUUCGCAAGCCCAUAGAUAGAGAGACCAGCCCCAGACACGUGCUUCCGGUUCGGGUAUCCGACGGGAUACACGAUAGCGACACGUCCGUACUAUUUAUCGUAAGUGUAACGCUUGCAUUUUGAAUUCCGUUUUUUUUUUUCGUCGUGAAUUAUCGAUAUAGUUAUUUUCGAUAUAUUUUCAUGCUAUCCUUGCCUUUAUAUAAUAUUAUCUACAUUGAUUGCAGCGUAUAUAUGGUGUAUGUGUAUAUACUGUAGAGAUGUUACGAACCCUGAUUGUUAAGGUUGAACCAAACCUAGCCUAACUUUCUUUAAAAUUAACGAACACGAACCGAACCGAACCUACAAAUUUCUAUUUGUACUCAAACCGAAACGAACUUUAAAAAAGUAAAAAACUUUGGUUAGAUUAGUUCAAAAACUUAGACAAAUUUAGAAAUUUACUUUUUCGUAACAUGGUCGCUCUGUAUACUAUCACAGAACAUUGUAUUGGUAAUCGCGUAGAAUCGGCAUCGAAUGACUUUCGAACCGAACCGAACAGUCCGUCAAAUCUCUAGUUUAUGGUUAUAAUAUUUCGAGAAUCGGUUUCAUAUAGCGGAAAACAAAAAAUAAAUCUGAUGCAAGUGCGCGUUAUUGUUAACGUUGAAGACAUACGAGCAUCUCAAAUUAUGAAUACUCAGAUUAUUAAUUGUGUGUGUGUGCAUGUAUAGAAGUAUUAGAAGAUAUUGUGACUAAAAUCUAUCAACGGCAGUGUCGAUUUUUCUCGCCGUGUUUAAAUUAUUUCUCAGUCCUGCAAUCGUUGGUUUUAUAUACCAAACACGUUCUUCUCGUCGACGUCGGUUCCGCGCUUAUUUGGCACGUGCCAUAAAUUUCUUGUAAAAUAAUUCUCUAUAGUACCUAUAUUAUACACCAAUACAUAUAUACCUAUACUAUAAUAAUAAUAUAUAUAAUAUAUAAUGCAAUCAUAUAUGCACAAACAUCACGCGAUCUCCGAUUAUUCGCUUGUAUUUUAUUAACUAGACACAUUAUAUUAUAUGGUUUCGUUUUACGUAUAUGGAAUGCGUAAUAAUAUUAUAUUUAUUUAAAUAACCGUCGCGCGGGUACUACGCGGGGCAGUAUAUACCGCCUUCCGUAAACACAAUAUUAUCGAGUUGGUAUUAAUAAUAAUUAAACGGGGUAAUGAUAAAUGCCUUGUAUAUCAUUUCUGCAGCAGUGUUAUCCGCGCUAACCGCGCGUUGAAGUCUCCGUUCGCCAGUCGCCGCCAUUAUAAUAUUAUUCAUAUCGAAUGGUAAAGACAUUAAAACAAAUUAAAUUUCGCGGUAGAUAAAAAAAAAAAAAGAAGUAAUUUAAAUAGGUGUUCCCCGCGGUAAAGUCGUUUUUAUUAAACGCUGCGAUAUUUAUAUACAUUUCCAAACGGUGGUUAACCCGCGCGCGAUAUUCGAUAACAACUAUUUCGUAAUACAAAAUGAAAAAAAACGGUUCGUUAUUUUCUACGGCGCCCAUUAAAAAACGAUACACGUGCUUUUUUACUUGUGUGCAUAUAGAUUCUCGACACCAACGACAACGCGCCGUCGUUCGCGAAAAGCGUUUAUUCACUGGACGUCAGCGAGGCCACGGCGAGAGGCAUGAAAAUCGGUGACAUACUGGCCGUGGACGAGGACGAGGGCGUCAACGGCGUGGUCACGUACUCGGUGAUAAGCGAUUGGGCCAACGACGUGUUCAACAUCGAUCCGCACACAGGAGCUUUCUCCCUGACCGGAAAACUGGAUUACGAGGAGGUGAGUACUGCAUAUACGCGAUAUUAUACUUGUUUGUUCAGUGUACGCGGGGUGAUCUGUUGCAAUGAUAAGCAGGAAUGGAGUGGGAAUCGAAAUUAGUCCGGGAGAUUAAAAUUUAUCCAGACCGCUUGUUAUAAAAUACGUGUCACCGAGCAAAAUAUUGUUCUCGUAUUUUAAUUUGAACCAGUGGCGAAGCCGGGAUUUUCAAUCGAGGGAAGCUAUAUAAAUACGUUUUUACUUGAGACACGAUGGGCGAAAAUAUAAGGGGGUGUGGGGCUAAGAUUUUCGACCUCAUCGAUAAAUUUAGAACAACGAAAUUUUAUCGCCAUACAUUUUAAUGUAAUAAUUUAAACGAAAACGUGUACAAAAAAACUUAAUAGGUAUACGGAAAUAAUAAUAUUAUGACGUGUGUUUUAGCCCGGCAUUCUAUUAAGUUUUCAAAUAAUACGAGCGUUUAAAAUAUUGUAUACAAAUAUCGAGCCGUAUUACACGGUUUAAGCCAGGGACAAAUCCAAGACAAGAUAACGGGCGUGGGAGUCGAUUUUGAAAAUGUGUACAAGGCACGCGUGUAUGACGAGCUCGGUGAUAAAUCAAACUAGGCUAAACAAGAGUAUAAAGGAAACAGAAUUUUAUUUAAAUUUUGAUAAUAACUUAGCUUAGACCACGGCUAGUAGUCGUGUAGUCUUCUAGUGAACGAAAACACCAAGUAGUGCUGUAAUUUUUGUCGUAUCUAAUAUCGAAGUAGUGACGUUAUCUUCAAGUUGUUCAAAAAACGUCAUUGCCAGAUAGCAUGUUAAGCUGCAACACGAUAAGAAUAGCGUUCAAACACCAGCCUUUAAUAUAAUACAUUUUUUAGUAAAACUUUAAGUAUAAUACAAUAUGUACACUCAUCCAAAAUGAACGGGUGUAAAAACAGUAUAAAAAUAAAACAAAUUUAAUGUAAAACAUAAAAAAUGAAUAAAAAUGUUUGGGGUGUAAACCAGUUCACUUGCUCGUGGUUCACCGAGGGUGACUCUAAAUGAACUGGAACGUGUUCUGGCUGCGUUACAAAAAUGACCAUUUUUUUUUUUUUUAUUGGGACUCACUCGGGUGACACCUUUUUCCCGACGCACUCGGGUAACCCCGGCAGCCACACCAGACUGCAGUUAGUUGUCGUGGUACAGCCUGCGGGGUAAACGGUCUCCGAUCAAUGUACAAAUACGAAUAAUACACGUAGUAUGUUGUACGGUUAUGAUAUUAUUAUACGAUGUUAAUAAUAAUAUCAUGUACCCGCGCGUGUUUGUGUUCAGGUGCAACAUUACAUCAUGACCGUCCAGGCCCAGGACGCGGGAAAGCCGAUGUUGUCCUCGACGGUUACGGUGUACAUAAACGUUAUCGACGAAAACGACAACGCGCCCGUGUUUGAGACAAACAGUUACAGCGUGGAUGUUUACGAAAACGCUACUGUCAACACGGCCGUGGCGACGGUGAUGGCGACGGAUCGUGAUUCGGGUAAAUAUUAGCGCCGCCGUUUACUACUCUUUACUCUCGCGCGUGCAUGUGGUAUCCGGGCGGUUAGCGGGAACACGUGUCUUAUUAGUAAACGAUAUAUUUUUUUUUUUAUCAUUUCUUUUUAUUUCUUUUUUAUUCUUCGGCGACAUUUAGUAUAAUAAUAAUAUUUCAAUCCGUCAACUUCGUACCGCGGCGUGGGAGAGAGGGGGGGAAACUAAGACUUCUUAUUUUUAUACAUAAUUUGAAAUAAUUAUAUUACAUCGCAAUGUAUACGUAGGUAUAACAUUAUUAUUAUCCGAUCAUCGAUUUUUAUCUACCUGUCUACCUACCUACCUACAUACCUACCUAUCUAUAAUACCCAGUGUAUGUAGGCAUUCGGCCAAAGUCACGUGUCGAGAUGUAAAAAUAUAAUAAUAUAUGUACGAUUUUAUCGAUUGCGUGAUGUUUAUAAUUUUAUUUAAUGUAAAUCAUUUUUUAUAGACAUUUUUUCUACGAAAAUUUAUAUAUGCGGGUAUUUUUUUUAUUUAUAAACGAACGCUCCGAUGAACACAUUCGUCUUAGAAUUAUUAUUAUUAUUUUUCCAAUAAAACUAUAAUGGUUUAGUUAGACGGUUUCGCGAUAUUUUUUGUUACGACAAAAAAAUUAAUGCGCAUCGCAUUUUUUCGUCUACAGGAAUCAACGGGAAAAUAAGGUAUUCAAUCCAGUCUCUAGACCAAGAAGAUAAUGAUUUCACUAUUGAUCAGGACAAUGGCACUAUUUGGCCACAUCGCAGUUUGGACCGUGAGACCACGGCUUCGUAUAAUCUCGUGGUAGUUGCCAAGGACGGGGGACGCCCGGCGGCUUCCGAACUCUCAUCCACAGUGCAGGUAAUAAGCAACGCGGCAAUUUAAAUAGACGAAGCAUAAUCUUAUUGUAUUAUACGAUUAUUAAUGAGUUUGCUACGUAUCAUAGAUGACAAUUACAAUCAAGGACGUUAACGACUGUUCGCCUCACUGGAUUACACCGAACACGACCGCAAUAAUGGAAAACGUAGAUAUCGGAACGAUAGUCACGGUUUUAAAAGCUGUUGACAACGACGAGGAUAAAAACGGAUUUGUCGAGUACUGGAUAAACUCCGGGGACGAAAAAGCGUUUACAAUUGGAUCUAUCGACGGGCUUUUGAGAGUAGCGAGUCCUUUAGACCGUGAAACGAAAUCUGCGUACCAGCUAGAAAUAGGCGCUAAAGACCGCGGUGACCCUUCUCUAAGUUCGAUUAUGAAAUUAACGGUUAAUAUUCUGGAUGAAAACGAUAACAGUCCGAUAUUCGAUCCGAGGCAUUACACUGCGUCCGUUCCCGAAAAUGUAACUAUCGGAUACACGGUCAUUCAAUUGUUCGCGACUGACAAAGACAUUGGUCCUAACGCCGGAAUAAGAUACACGAUCACGAACGGAGAUGAGAACUUGGAUUUCAGUAUUGCUGACGACACCGGUUUAAUACGGGUAUCGAAAUAUCUUAAUUACGAACGUAAAUCUCGCUACGUGUUAACUAUUAAAGCCGAAGAUAGCAUUGACAACCGUAUCAAUUCCGACGAAGUUACGGUUAUAAUUACCGUUCUGGACAUAAAUGAUAACUAUCCAGUUUUUUCCGAUUCGCCGUAUAUUAUCCAUGUUCUCGAAGAAUAUAUUCCUGAAACUAAAGAAUUUCCUGUGGCAAUAGUAAAAGCAACAGAUGCUGAUUCUGGUUAUAACGGCAGAGUGAGAUAUUAUUUAAAGGAUACCGAAUAUUUUUCCGUAGACAGCGUUACUGGAAAAAUUUAUCUCGUAAGAAGUUUAGAUAGAGAAGUUCAAUCUGAACAUUUAAUCACUGCAGUAGCUAUGGACUCUGGUAAAUAAAACACAACAAUAUUCUACGAAAUAUUUAAAAUUAUUGUUUUACUUUAUCGUUUUGUUUUUUCAGGUAUGCCUUCAUUGAGUGGCACUGGAUUUAUUCGUGUAAUUGUUCAAGACGUUAAUGACCAUAGUCCACAAUUUCAACAACAAAAUUAUGUAGUACACAUUGACGAGAACAGUCCGAUUGGACAUUCAAUUACUCAAAUGACAGCUACAGAUUCCGAUAUCGGGUUGAACGCUAAAAUUAAGUAUGUUUUCUAAAAAAUAUUUACAAAUAUAAAUACAUAUCAUAAAUCUGUUUUUUAUAAUUUUUUUUUUUUAAUACUUAUUCAUUGCUUUAUAGGUACAGCCUCUUAGGAAAUAAACAAGAUACAUUUCAAAUGGAUGACGAUACAGGUAUAUUAAGGACAAUGUCUAAACUGGAUCGAGAAGAGAAUGAAAUAUAUUACCUAACAGUAGUAGCUCAAGAUUCAAGUGUAACAGAACCUAAAGCAUCAAUAACUAAUUUGACUGUAUUUAUUAACGAUAUUAACGACAAUUAUCCAAUAUUUUCAACUUCGCAAAGUAUUAUUUAUAUUUCUGAUAAAACUCAAUCGGGGCAAUUUAUAUUCGGAGUUACUGCUACAGAUUUAGAUUCUGGAAAUAAUGGGAAAAUUAUUUAUCAUUUAAUAGCAGGAGAUAUAGAUAUGUUUCACAUAGAUGAGGAUACUGGUGUAAUUGAAUCAACUCAAAAGCUUAAUAAACAAGACAAGAUGGAGUAUAAGAUUAAAAUCGAAGCUAGUGACAAAGGACAACCGCCAAAAAGUGCAGAAUAUGAGUUGACCGUGAUCCUUUGGCCAGAUCGAGACUUCCCUGUAGUAAGACAUGUUGGGACACAGCAGUUAUCAAUUGUGGAAAAUUCAAGCCCUGGCAGUGGAGUAUCUCGAAUUCUGGCAACAACGCCAAAAAUUGGGUCAAAAGGGAUUCUACGUUUUUCUAUUGCAGGAGGUGAUUUUGAUAACACGUUUGAGGUAGAUUCGGUUAGCGGUGAAGUAGUAAUAGGUAAAAAUGGAAUUGAUCAUGAAAAAUCGAAUCAAUAUAAAAUUUGGAUUGAAGCUUCAGAUUCAGAUGAACCGAAGCUAAGAAGUGCUGUUUUAUUAACUGUUAAUGUUACUGAUGAGAAUGACAAUCCACCUGUUUUUGAAUAUCCAUUUUAUACUGUAUCUAUUCAAGAAGAAACUCUUCCACCUACUUCAGUUACAACUGUUUUGGCAAUCGAUAAAGACGCUGGAAAAAAUAGUAUUAUAACAUAUCGAAUAGUUGAUGAUAUUAAUGGCAUUUUUAGUAUUGAUGAUAUUUCCGGAGAAAUAGUAACUAACACAAAAUUAGAUAGAGAAACUGAUGAUCAUUAUACGCUGGUGGUGGAAGCUGUUGAUCAAGGUUAUCCAUCGCUCACUGGAUCCACAAUGGUACACAUAACUGUUCUUGAUAUUAACGAUAAUCCCCCAAGAUUUACUCGUUUAUUCAGUGUCAACGUAACUGAAAAUACAGAAGUUGGUUCAUUUGUUAUUGGUAUUACAAGUUCAGAUUUGGAUGUGGGCGUAAACGCUAAAGCAACCUAUAGAUUUACAGAAAAUCCAGGAAAUAUGUUUAAAAUUGAUUCUGAUACAGGAAAAGUAUAUGUUGCAUCUCCCAUAGAUCGUGAAGUUCAAGACGAAUAUUUACUUAAUGUUGUUGCUGCUGAUGGUUCAUGGCAAGCUGAAACGCCGCUAACUAUUACAAUUCAAGAUGUCAAUGAUAAUGCACCCGAAUUUGAAAAAUCAAACUAUAAAUUUAAUUUUCCCGAAACUCAAAAGAUCGGAGCUACUGUUGGCCGUGUAAUUGCUACCGAUAGAGAUAAACAAGGUUCAAAUUCUGUUGUUUCUUAUAAUUUAAAACAACCUUCCGAUGUAUUUUUUAUAGAUCCAAUAUAUGGAGAUAUAUUUACUAAACGUGCAUUAAAAUAUAAACAUUCAACAAAAGAUACAUCACCAGAAAACGAAUAUACUUUUACAGUUUUAGCUACUGAUAAUGGGAAACCUCCAUUGUCAACCGAAUGCUUAAUCAUUAUUAAUGUUAUUGAUUCAAAUAACAACCCACCGCAGUUCCAAGAAAAGAAAUAUUUCUCACCUAUACCGAUAAAUUUAAAAAUAUGGUCACCUUUAAUUACAGUCGUAGCUACUGAUCAUGAUUCAGGUGUCAAUUCUGAAAUUGAAUAUUUUAUAUACGGAGGAAAUUCUACAGACUUGGUUCAAGUCGAUAAAUUGUCUGGUUUAGUAUCUCUAAAGAAAAAAUUGACUGAUUUAGAUUUAGGUAAAAAUUAUGAUUUAGUAAUUAGAGCAACAGAUCAUGGAGUACCUCCAAAACAAGACACAUGUGAUGUGGCCUUUACUAUGACUAGUGAAAACAAUUUUAGUCCAGAAUUUUCAUCUCUAAGUUACCAAGUAUUUGUUCCUGAAAAUGAACCUAUCGGAACUACAAUAUUAAUAGUUAAAGCUAUGGACCAAGAUGAAGGGCCAAAUGGUUUGGUUCGAUACUUAUUUGAAAAUGCAUCUGAUAAAUUUAAAUUAAAUAUGGAAACUGGUGCUAUAACUAUAGCUCAAAUUUUAGACUUCGAACGUAUUAAAGAAUAUAAACUUAAUAUGAUUGCAAUGGACACAGGAUUUGAGCCAAAACAGUCUAAAGCUACUUUAUCUAUUAUGCUUACAGAUAUCAAUGAUAAUCCACCAACCUUCAAUCAAACUUUAUUUAAUGUUUUUAUUCUUGAAAACUCUCCACCUGGCACUUUUGUUUCACAGAUAGUAGCUAAGGAUUUAGAUUCUCCUAAAAAUGCAAUAAUCAAUUAUUCCAUCAUUAAUGGUACAGGAGAAAAUUUAUUUUAUUGUAAUACUACAACUGGGGCCAUUUAUUCAAAACAAGUAUUUGACUAUGAAAAAGAAAAAUCUCACAGCCUAGAAAUCUUGGCUAUCAAUCCGAAUUCAACACUGUCGGGGUCUACAAAAGUUAUAAUACAUAUUCAAGGAGUAAAUGAAUAUUAUCCAUCAUUUAGUCAGUCAGUUUUCUACUACGAUGUACCAGAAUCUGCUAAAAUUGGUUCUAAUGUUGGUGCGGUAAAAGCAUCAGAUUUAGAUUCUGGAGAUGAUGGUAAAGUUUACUACUUUUUGGUUGGAUCCAGCAACGACAAAGGUUUUGUUAUCGACCAUAAUACUGGAGUAUUAAGUGUUUCAAGGCAUCUGGAUAGAGAAACUCAAAAUCGAAUUAUACUUACUGUUUUGGCGAAAAAUGCUGGUAGUAUUAGAGGAAAUGACACAGACGAAGCUCAAGUAAUAAUAUCAAUUCAAGAUGGCAAUGACCCUCCAGAGUUUGAUCAAGAGUAUUACGAGUGCUUGGUUUCUGAAGGUACUAGACCAGGAGCAAAAAUAUUGACCGUUCACGCUGUUGACAAAGACGCAUGGCCACAGAAUAAUCAAUUUUCUUAUUCUGUAUUAAAUAAUUUAACAAAAUUAUUUCGAAUUGAUUCACAAAAUGGAACUAUUGAAACUGUUGGAUAUUUUGAUAGGGAAACUAUUAAUUACUAUGAAAUCAUAGUGGGAGCCGUAGAUACCGGAUCGCCACCUCAGACGGGAAGUGCAACAGUCAAAGUUAUAAUUACUGACGUAAACGAUAAUGGGCCAGUAUUAGCCAGCGACAACAAUGUAGGGUACGUCUCUGAAAAUGAACCAAUCAAUACAAGCAUCAUGGUACUAACAGCAACCGAUGCAGAUCAACCUCCAAAUGGAGCGCCAUUUACGUACAAAAUUGUUGGUGGACCUCAUAGAGAAUUUGUAACAUUGGACGAAUCAAGUGGGCUUCUUAGAACUGCUAGAUCAAUUGAUCGUGAACAAACACCAAAUCUCAGUAUCGUUGUAUGUAUUAUAAUAAUAUUUACAUUUUUAAAUUACAAAUUAAAAAAUGAUAUGGAAUUGUUUAAGUAUUAUAUUUAUAUAAUAAUAAAUUGUAAUGUUUUGUUUUUUAGAUCUCAAUUACUGAUAAUGGUUCUCCUCAAAUUACAACUGAAAAUCUAUUAAACGUGGUUAUUUUAGAUCAAAAUGACUGUCCAUCUAGUCCAAGAUCAGUAAACAUUCUAGUUUAUUCUUUGAAAAAUGAAUAUCCUGUUGGGAAAAUUGCAGACGUGAGACCUAUUGACCCUGAUACAACGGGAGACUACAAAUGUUAUCUUGAACAUAUGAACAACGAUUUUGCAAUUCCCGAAUUCUGCGAUUUACAUAUCAAUAGUAUUUCUAAACCAAUUACUACUCUUCGUGUAUCAGGAAAUGAUGGUAAACAUGAUUCGGUCACCAAUAUUGUAAAAAUAGAAUAUCAAACAAUUGACAAUAAUAUUAUAGAAAAUACUGUUUUUACGAGAAUUGAAAAUAUCACUUCAUCAGAGUUUAUUGAAUACCAUUAUUCAAAAUUUAUAAACAUAUUAAACGCAACAUUUGAAGAAAAUAAUCCAUUGCUAUACAGCAUUAAUGAAGUUGAUGGUGGUAUUGAGGUAGCAGUAGCUGUGAGAGGUUUGACUAAAGAACACGUGAAGGAUGCAUUAAGAAGUAAAUCCAAUAGUAUUGCACAGUCAACUAGAUUACUGAUCUACUUUGACUAUUCCCCUUGUCAACGAAGUACUUGUGAAAAUGAUGGAAAGUGUUCUACUUCUCUAGCUAUAGCGAAAGAACCACGUGUAACAAAUACGGAAGAUUUCAUUUUUACUUCUCCUACUAUUUUACAAGAAUUUGUUUGUACUUGUGCCGAAGGAUAUGCUGGCAAAAAAUGCGAUAAACGUCAAGAUCCAUGUGCACCAAAUCCUUGUCAGUAUGGAGGUACUUGUAGACGACAAGGCAUCAGUUAUCAAUGCUUCUGCCCUUCAGAUAGAGAAGGCUUAGAAUGUGAAAAACCUCGUUUCGAUAAAUGCAACAACAAUCCUUGUAUGAACGGGGGUAGUUGCAAACAGACUCAAGACAAUAUUGGAUACUUCUGUUUGUGCCGACCGGGAUACCGGGGAAACGUAUGCGAAUUAUCAGCAGAUUCGUGUAGACCUAAUCCAUGCUUAAAUGGUGGUUCUUGUGUUUCUCUAAAACCUGGUUAUAAAUGUAACUGUCCUAAUGGUUUGCACGGAAGGCAUUGUGAGAAAUCAUCAUUUGGAUUCAACGAGUAUUCAUUCAUGUCAUUCCCUCCAUUGGAUAGUAUAACUAAUGAUAUUACAUUGGUUUUUUCUACAUCUAAACCGGACUCUCUACUAUUGUACAAUUAUGGAAACCAAGUUGGAGGAAGAUCCGAUUUCAUUGCGAUUGAAUUGAUUGAAGGGAAAUGUGUUUUUUCCUAUGGUGGUGCCAGAAGUCCAAUAACUUCAAUCAGUGUCAGUAAAAGUGAUGGAUCUUCAUUAGCCGAUGGUCAGUGGUAUAAGAUAACUGCUGUAAGGAAUGGUAAAGUACUAUCCUUAAGUGUAGCUUCUUGCAUUGAUAAUGGAGACAAUUGCCAAGAAUGCAGACCAUCAGACAAGUCAUGCUAUAGUGAUAAUACUGGGACUGUUGGGUAUGUAUAGAUUAUAAUUAAAUUUAAAACUUCUUUAAAAAAUAUAUAUAUAUAUAUGUGUGUAAUAAUUAUUAAUGUAAAUAACAAUAUAUUAUUGUUGCAGAACGUUGAAUUUCAAUGGAAAUAAUUUGUUAAUUGGUGGAGUGACUUCUGCAGACCCUCUUCUAGACAGAACUGGUCAAUUACAUACGGAUGAUUUUGUUGGUUGCGUUCAUAGUAUCACUAUCAAUGGGUAUGGUUUAAACCUCAGUAGUCCAAUAUCAUCCAAAGCCGUGGACCCGUUUUGCAAUCGUCAAGGUCAGUGUACUCAGUCAUCAACACUAUGUGGCGAAAGAUCUACCUGUUUGGAACGGUGGACUGGUGUAAUGUGUAAAUGUGAAGAAAACGAUGUAAUAUCACCAAAUUGUUUCCAAGCAUUUAAACCAGUCUCAUUGACCGAAGGUGCAUUUCUCGAAUACAAAAUCACAGAGAAGCAUAGACGAAUGCAUUUAUUGGAAUCUAUUUAUAAUGGAACAACAAUUUGGCGACAACAGUCUAGAAUUAAAAGAAGUUCACUUAUUAUAACUCCUGCAAAAGAACUAAGUCUAAUGUUUAGAACAAUGAAAUCAAACGCUACAAUACUUCUGACAGCAUCGAAUUCUGAUUUUACACUAGUAAAAGUAUGUAUUUAAUUUAGUAGUUUAUUUGGUCUAUAAAAUUAGCGAAUAAUAAUAGGAAAUUAUGAACUAUUUGUUAAUUAGGUAUAGGUUUUUAAUUUAUUUAUCAAAUACGAUUGUUAUUUUUGACAAAGGUUAUACUCAUAUUUAUUGUUUUAAAUCAUAAAUAAUUUUUAAUGAACGGGCAUCAAAAUUUAUUUCUUUAAAACAAUUAUAAUUAAUGGAAUUCAAUUUUCUUAUAUAAUUAAAUAUAAUAAAAAAUAUUAGUUAAGAAAAUGAUUGUAUUUUUUUUCUUUAAAAAAAAAAACAAUACUUACAACUCAAAACAGAUAUACUAUAAAAUUAAAAAAUUGUAAAUACAGCUUACAUUUUGUGUAUAAUUGUAUAAUAUGUACUCAAGUACUCUACAAUAUACUAUUGGUUUUGUUUUUAAAAACCAUUAUACUAGUCCUAGUAUUAAUAUUAUUAUGCAAUAUUAUCUUUUUCAUUUCAGCUUAUAAAUGGUAAACUACUCUAUUCGUCGUUUUUAAGUUCUUCGACAUCCACUGUAAACAUGUCGAUUGAUAAAAAUGUAGACGACGGAAACUGGCAUAAUUUAACUAUGGUAAUCGGCACGAAAAGUUUGAAAUUAUUUUUGGAUAGACAAAAAGUCGGCGAAGAACUGGAUUCGGCUAGUGUGCACGAUUUUCUGGAUCCAUAUCUAACUAAAAUGUACCUAGGCGGUGUCGAUCGUGAAUAUUUUUCUGGAAAAAUCGAUACUCUGAGUGAGUUUAUUUUUGUUUUGAUUUCCUGUGUAGAUACGUUUUACAAGUAAAAUGUAUAUUUAAUAAAACUUAUUGAUUUUUGUUGCAGGUUUUUCAGGAUGCCUAGCCAACUUAACAAUUAAUAAAGAACUACAACCGUUUAACGGCACUGGGAGUAUAUUUCCAGAAGUUUUCCAUUCCGGACACGUAUCGUUCGACUGCGAUCUGUCCGGGCUAUCCGCCAUUGGAGUGGCCGGUCCCGAUCCGCUUAGCUUCGGAAUCACAUUGGUUAUCGGAUUUUUCAUUUUACUGUUGAUGGCGAUAACAGUUAGUUUUUUCGUGUUCAAAUUACGAAAACAAUUUAAAAGCGAUAAAGAUUCGGAUAGCGGUAAAGACCAUUUCCAGAGCGGUCUCCACUCGGAAUCGCCGGCUUUAAAUACGAUACCGGUGUCGUCGUUCAUGUCCGAAACCGGAGACGUUAUCAGACAUCAUAUGGUUCCGCCGGAAUUACUGUCGAAGCGUUACAAAGACCAAGAAAUGGGCAUGAGCGAAACGCACCGGCCGCACAGGCCGGACAUAAUCGAAAGGGAGGUCGUGGGAAAAUCUCCGCCCCCGCAAAGAGACGAGCUCAAUCCGCACAUGAAAAAUAUGCAUCAGCACGACAGUGUGACAGGAGAUCACGAUAUGCCCGAACACUAUGACCUAGAAAACGCCAGCUCCAUAGCCCCGUCGGACAUAGACAUCGUCUAUCACUAUAAAAGUAAGCGUUUGAAAGCGGGUCACACUGAAUUAUUGUGUUUUAACCCAAACCCUGUGCGAACUUUAAGAAAUGAUAAUUCGUUAUUAAAACUCCGCGAUAGUUGGAAAUGUUUCAUUAUUAUUAAUGUUCGUCCCGUACGUGUAUUACGUAAACCGCGCGUUUUAUCUAUGCUAAUGUAAUUCAAUAAUCGAUUUAAAUAUAUUGCCUAGUUAAUAUGCUUUUCGAGUAGCGUUUCAUUGCCCAUGUGCUCGCGCUCGUUAAGUGUUUUGCAUUAACCGCGGGUUGUGCUGUUUGAAUGCAUUAUUUAUUAUUUUAUUAAUGCAAUUCGUUUUAUAUUUUAUUUUUAUUUUUUAAUCUGGAAAUUGUAAUUUAUUUAUUCCAUAAUGAUCCGUACGGUUUUUAAUGCGCGAAGGUGGUCGUUAAUACUUCGUAAAUAUUUCGUUUCAAUAUUUUGUCGUCAUAAUAAUUUACAGGGUUAUUUAUCGCCGUGUAAAAAAUAAAUAAUGAUUUGACACCAGAAAAAAAUAAAAAUAAAAAUGUGUAUUGUUCAGGUUACCGGGAUGGAAAUAAUCUGCGGAAGAUGAAAUCCCAUCUCAGUCCCGGGUUGCCGUCCAACAUGUAUCACAAACAAAUGCGACACGCGACUGGUUUUCAAUCUCCACAUUCCAGAGAUAGCCGGUCAGCGGCACCGCCACCCCCGCCACCUUUGGAAUCUGCCAAUCACAUGCAACACCAAAGCACGCCGCUCGCGCGGCUCAGUCCCAGCAGCGAACUCAGUCAACAGUUGCCCAGAAUACUCACGUUAAGAGUAAGUACGCCGCGCGCGUUUUAAUUAGAUUCGUACGGUGCAAUGCGCUAUGGGUGUACCCGAUACCCGCCGUACUUUCCGCCGUGUCCCGACGUCGGCGCAUAAACGAAAUAAUAAACGGCUGAUCGACGAGCGCGGCGCAUUGAAACAUGAGCGUUUACGUGCUGAGAUUUGACCAUUAUUUUAAACAACUGAUACUCAAAUGAGAUUUUUCACAACGAAAUAAGUGGAAAUAUAACAGUUUUCAAGUUACUUUGCAUCGCAUUUUCAGGUGCAUUUUUAUUUGCUCAGAUCCAAUGGUACUUGAUAAGGUUAGGUUGACCAGAUAAUAUAUCGUCUUAUGGACUUAUCUAAUACGUCGUAUUUAAACGGGUGAAUUCGGUGAAUUCGAGUGAUCGCGUCGGUCAUAAUCGGCGGCGUAAUCGAAUAAAAAUCUAGGAGGGGGGAGCGAAAAACCGUGUCCGCUGUAAUUAAAACUCUGACCCCCCCCCACACCCGGUUCAAAUAUAUUUUUAUUGUUCGUUUUUACACGGGUCUUAAAACCGUUUUAUGAUUUAGAAACAAACUGUAGGCGGCGGGUACUAUAGUUAUACGUACGUACUCAUCUUGUUAAAUAAUAUUACGUGCCGAGUUUAGGAGCUUUAAGUAGUCCAAAAAACGUUUAAAUAUUUUAUAUUUGUUGAAUAAAUUGCAUUUUUCCUUUGACUUUGGAGAAGAUUCACAGAUUCGUAUUUUUAGAUUUUCUGGGAGGGAAGGGGGGCACAAAUGAUACAAAAUGAAGUAGGCCUUUCCUCCCAUUGCGCUCCCGCCCACAUUCACGCCACCGGUUACAAUUACAUUUUAAUACAUUCUCGUCAAAUAUCGCAUAGCCGACUACAGCAAUGAUUCGCGCGCGCGCGUGUGUAUAUGUAUAUAGAUAUUGCGAUUUCCCGUAACGCGAAGUAUAUACCUCGACAACGAAUCACAGUCGUAUUUUAACGUUGUUCGAAGAAUCGUUUAAUUCUGAAAUCUUACGGAUAAAAAAAAAAAAAAAAAACGAUGAAAAUAAAUAACAGCGUACUGUACAGAUUUGUUUCGACGAUUGCCGCACGCGCGUUAAUGUACCCAUACUCAAUUCCGAUUUGAGUUUAAUCGGUUUUAUUACCGGGACGUUUAAAAUACCUGCCUACUUACCUGUAAUAUUAUAACAUACCUAUUGCACUAUAAAUAAUACGAAUAAACGUAUAUACGGUUGUUUUUUUUUUUUUUCGCGUUCGCGGUAAUUUUUUUAUUGUUAUUUUCUGUCGUUUAACGAACCGCAAAUUUAUUCGACGAUAUUCAACGUGUAUAAUGUGUUUCGUCGACGAUACCGUCAAUAAAUAAUACCUACAAUAAUAUUACAAUAUUAAAUUCCAUCCCGAUGCCUUGCACGGGCGGAUUGCACGUUACAAUAUAAUGUCGCAACGGAACGCGAAAACCGGGCGAAACCAGAAUGUUCAACGGGCCCGGUCCGUUUGUGUUGCCGGGCAGCAGUAACGGACCGAUUAGGGGUGUCCGACUGCAAACACGGGUCGGCGCCCGGAAAACCCGCCGUGAAAACCCACUAAAACGCGCCAAAGGUCGGCAGCGGGAAACAACGUUGACACUCGCGGGUCGGGGGCGUAGACAUUAACCGCCCUGCAAUAAUAAAUAUCGGUUCAGUAUCGUUCGGGGACGGCGUUUUAGAGGCGGAGGGACGGAGCGUGCGCCGGCGCCCCCCUCCCUCUCCCCCCGCGAUUCGUAUCCGUAAUCGAUCGGUCAAUUUUUUAUUUAUUUUUUUUAUUAUUAUUAUUAUUAUUGGUGAUUUUACGUGCGACAAUAAUAAUAAUAUUGGUCCGGCGGCAAUCCCGUUCGAUGUAAACCGCGCGAUCGAGAACGAAUGGCAUUACGAUGCGCGAAUCGCGAUUCGGCAAACGCGUGAUAGAAUUAUAGAGGACGUUACACGCCCGUCUCUGUGCAGUGUCGGUCCGACUGCCGGGUAACGUGCAUAGGGUUGCGCAGAACAAGUGAAACUAAAUUAGUUUUGAUUUUAGAGGUAAAAGUACAUGUUAUGAAAAUUAUAACGAACAUAAUUUCGGCGGGGAUUUCGCAUGGGGUUUUUGUAGUAUUCAGAAUAUACAGCUCGGUAUAAUGGAUACAAAAAUCGUUUUUGGAUUUUUUUUUUUUUUUAUUUUUUUUUUUAUAGUUCAUAAUUAAAAAAAAAAAAAACACCCAUGACAUUCCCUCCGAAAUAUUGUUCUCCAUAAAUUUCAUAAUAGGUAUUUUUACUCUAAAAUCAAAACGUACGCUGGUUUUGUUACUUCUGCGUAAGCAUUGUUUUUGCAUGUUACCCCCCGGAUAGUCGGACGAGACAGUAGAUGCGGGUAUGACGUCUUCUUAAAGAAAAAAAGUCACGGUAAUUAUACGGUCCGGACUUCCGGAGUUUUGAACCGUCCGGUUGAAUUAUCUCGUCUCGUUUAUUCCGGAAUCUCGAAUUUAUUAAAAUCCCGUGUAUACCUACGUGCGCGUAUCAUACGCAUUUGUAGGCGUCAACAACUCGGAACAAUAAUUAUUAUUAGUCGGUCCGCACGGAUAUUUUUUUUUUUUUUUUUCUACGGCGGACGGACGACGAUUUCGUUAUACCUCGCGCACGAACGGACGGGGCCUGCCGGCCGGCGGGAUCGGCGCGAGAUCUCCGGACGAAAUUUACGACCGGCCAUACGCUAUAAAAAAAAAAAAAAAAAAAAAAAAAAAAAAACCGUUUAAAACAAAACGUCGUCGACCGCGCGCGUACGCCUACUCGGCGUGUACGGGGUUUCUUCUGCGCGCAUAAAACGACGCGACGGCCUCGUUAGAUUGCGCGCGCCGCGGUCCGUAUAAACUGCAGUUUGUUCAGGAUAUUAUGAUAAUAUAUGUAUUCCCAUAUAAUAUACCCAUAAUAUACCGGGUGCUCGCGGGGCCCAAUCGUUAUAGAUCGCACUACAAGUUAAGUGGUUUUUUUUUUUUUUUCUUACGAUAUACCUAUCCGCGAGGAGCGUAUAGUGCGUAUAAUACGUUAUAAUAUAGCCGUAACCAUUCGCGAGAUUUAUUUUUACGAAAUGUUUUUCCGUUCGGUUUUCACCGGGAAACGUAUGGUGUAUGCAUAAAAAAAAAAAAAAAAAAAAUAAAUAAAUAAAAUAAUAAUAAUAAUAAUAACAAUAACAAUAACUAUAAGGACACGGGCAUAUACUCCGUAACGAUGGGCGGGGGGCCGCUGUUGCGGACGAGAAGUCGGCAAGGCAUGCCUAUUAUGUAGGAUACAGAGGGGAAUUUAAUGUGCGUAUCGGCUGUGCGCGGUGAUUAAUGUUCGCCGACGAUAUACGAUACGUAUCGCGGAUUUUCCCGGGUUUUCUCGCGUUUUUCGUUCCCGUUUAUUGGGAAAACAGUUGGGAAAAUCAAAAAAAAUAAAAAAAAAAAAAACGACCCGUUUAAUGGUAUCGCCCCGGUCAGAUUUCCUUUCGGCGAAAUUGCCGCCGGACUACGUCGCGACAGGUUCGGCUCGCCGCCGUCGCGUAGUAAUUAAGACGCGGAUUAAAAAAAAAAUAAUACAAUUCAAUGCGCUAUGUAUGUAUAAAAAAAUGUUAAAACGAAUAAAAUAAACAUGAAAAUUAGUUUUGAAAGCGCCGAACGAAAAACUUUCUUUUUUCCUAUUAGGUUUAUAAAUUCACUAAACGCAACUGUGCGAUUAGUACAAUACGGCUGCAUUACAACUGUCGAUAAAUAGCUUAUCGUUUUAUUUAUCGCGGCCGGCAUCGCGUAUGUUUUUUAUCCGGUACAAUCGUUAAAAUCGGUACGUUUUAAAAAUAUGAAAUAUGAAUUUUAUGUUCUUUUAGGGGGAAAUCGAAAUAAAUGUUAUCGAAUUCUCCGAUAACUCUGCGAAAAAAAAAAACCUUAAAAGAAAAAUGCGCUUUUAAAAUUUCUAAAAACGCAAAAGUUUCAAUAACAAUUUAACUAUAAUGAACCAAUAAUAUUCUCAAAAUAAUUCACAAUAAUAAUAAUAAUGUACGGUUGCGUUAUAUUAUUUCGAAUCGGCGCGUUCGUAUUGGUCGUGCGUAAUACAACGGCGUCACGUAUUUACAAUACGCUCGUUUUUUCAACGGUAACAUAAUAUACUGUGGGUAGGUAGUGUUUUUUUUUUUUGUUUUUUUCGCUCGCUCUCUUUUUUCGAUUAUUAUCGUCUCGGCGUAAAUAUUCUUUAUUCGAUUUGCAUCAUUCCGGACAGAAAUCAUACCGAUAAAUAUAACGCACGCGGCUACUUAAAUAUUUCCCGAUGAUUAAUGUUCGGAUUAGAAAAAAAAAAAAAAUGUAUACGUCCCACCGUGCGUAAUAUUAUUAUGAUUGUAUCGAUUCGUAUCCGCGGAAACCGGUUAGGUUGCCUAUGCGUGCGUUCAAACGCCCCAUUGUUACGCACAUCCGACCGUCGUGAUACGCGUACAACGAUCGCGACCGUACGUUAAAGUUUCAAUAACGGCCGCGCAUUAGGUGCGCCGAUUCUCGAAACUUCCGCGAUUCUGGCGAUUCUCCGCGUGCCCGGCGCCUGUGCAUUGUAACCGACAGUGUUGUUGUAACGUCCGGCCGGACGUUUUUUGUGCAAUAUUAUUAGUCGCUGUGCAGCGGAACGCCAAUGGCGAGCGAACCCGCGUGGAAUUCGACGGGUCGAAACAUCCGCGGUUUGGCCGGGAUAAGGCCCGUUGUCGAAAGAACGGAAACGAUAAAAAAAUAAUAAUAAUAAUAAAUCAAUCGAAUGCCCGCGCGAUCGGAAGUCUCGAUCGAGACGAACGCGUUUUUCGAAAAUCCCGAGAGUCCGACGCAAAGUCAAUUGCGAUUGCAUAAUAACGCCCGUCAGUUGGAAUCAUACAACUGCAUUGUGGAAUGGCGUGUGAAAAGAUUAACAUUUUUUUUUCUUAUUUUUUUUCUGUCAACUGGAGGUAUUUCGAAAAAUCCUCCCCUUUUCGCCCCCUACUCUCCGUCGGUUUCACCCGUACACGUACCGCGGGCGUGCGAACGCCGACACGUUUCGGCGCGUUUUACCCCGGGGUGCGACAGGGAUUCGAGGGAUUCAGACCACGCAUUGGCGGCCUUGUUUUUGUUUUUGGCGAGAUAUUUUGCUAAUUGCGCCGCCGUUGAUAAAACGCAAACGGCAAUUUCCCAUCGGGAUCCCGGGGCCGACGUGUUUUUUUAUUUUUUUUUAUUUUUCAAUUUUAUACGAAUAACGCGUAUUCGGCAAUAGAUAGCGUGAAUAACGUGCCAAUAGAUAGCGGCGAAUUGAUAGGGCGACAGUAGAUACAGUGGACAAUUAUAGGUCGCUUGACAGUUGAUAGUGUACGAAAAUCGAUAGCGUACGACGACGUUUUCAACGUUAUCGCUAAUAAUACUUCUUUCGGUUUCGUAAGGUUUGGUUAGGUUACAGUACUUAAAGAAUAUCGCAGUUUUCGUUUCGCGGUACGGUACGAUCGAUAGCGAUUGGAGUGACCUCCCUAACGUACCUCCCUGCACUGGUUUUCUUCCUGUCGUAUCCAACAAAUAAUACAUACGCGGCGCGCACAUUUAUAUCCGACGAAUCGUUCCUAAGCAACGGCCGUUUUGAAUUCUACCGAUCCGCGUGCACGGUCGAUUUACUAUCACGCAUAAAAUACGGGCGGUUUCGAGCGACCGCUCGCGUGGUAUCGUACGUCGCGGCAAAUGUGUUCUGGCCGUUGUUAUGCUGUGCGAGUAUAAUAUACUGACGGACGUUAAACAAAAAAAAAAAAAAAUUUACAGAAACACGAAACGAUAAUCAAGGGCGUGGAUGCAGGAGAAGGGGUCCUGGGGACCGCACCCCCCCCCCCGCAUUUUUAUUACGGGCACGCACAAGCGGGUGUGUAGUUGGAGGUGUCUGUACUGUGCGUAAAGUAUAAAUACACUGAACAAAUAUAAACUAUGCUUUUUAUCAUACGGUUUUCUGAAAAAUAUGACUCGGUGUCCCCCCCCGCCUCUCUAACCCCCAAACAAAUCUACAGAGCCGUCCUUGACGGUAUAACAAUGUGCACACGUCCGCAGUGCGGAAUGCGGCGGUCACAGUACGCGCGUGCUACAGUCGUCUCGACCAGUGGCGCACCAGGUCCUUCUUACGGGUGGGGUGGAAGAGAGGCGGUCAUAUAUUUUCUAUGUACGUUUGAGUUCUUUAUACUCGCAGCCGACGAUUUUAUACCGACCGUAAUCCUUUUGACUCUGUACAAACACUGUUGCUCGUGCUUCUAAUAAUACGAAUUUGUUUUGCGUGUGUGUGUGUUUAGGACAUUAGCGGUAAACCGCUCCAGACGGCCUUGUUGGCUACCUCGUCGUCGGGCGUGGUGAGCAAAGACUGCCCGAUGCACAGCAACAGCGAGAGGAGUCUGAACAGCCCGGUGAUGAGCGGUCACAGUCUGUCGGGCAGCGGCCUGUCCGGCGGAGACGGCGGCGGCAGCGGCGGCGGCGGAGUUGGUAGCAGCGGCGGCGGUGGUAGCGGCGUGGGCAGCGGCGGCCGGACGCAGUUGCAACAGCAGCAGCAGCAGCACGGCCGGCCGCCUAGUCUGGUCAGCACGGUGGACGCCGUGUCCGGCGUUAGCGGCGGCGGCGGACGGUCCGCCAACAUGGUCGACGACCACGGGCACCACCGCAGGCACCACCAGCAGCAGCAGCACCACCGGCAGGACGACGACGACGACGACACGGGUACCACGACGUCGUCGGACGAGAGCGGAAACGAUUCGUUCACGUGCUCGGAGAUAGAGUACGACAACAACAGCGUGUCCGGCGAAAAGCUCAGCGACGUGAUAUUCAACAAGAUCGGGAGCAGCGGCGGCAAGAGCGCGUCCAGAUCGUCUAACAGGGACUCGCAGCGGCGGCGGCGGUUGCCGCUACCGUCGCCGCUCCCGCCGCCGUCGUCCGACGUCGUCUUGUCGGCGCAACAGCAGCAGCAGCAGCAGCAACAGCACCAGCUCCAGCUCCAGCAACAGCAGCUCCAGCAACAGCAGCAGCAGCAGCAGCAGCAGCAGCAGCAGCAGCAGCAGCAACAGCAGCAGCAGCAGCAACAGCAACAGCAACAACAGCAGCUGCAGGACCAGGACCAACAGGUGGCCGCGGGUUACGACACGUUCGACUCGUCGUUCCGGGGUUCGCUGAGCACGUUGGUGGCGUCCGACGACGACGGGCCCAUGUACCGGAACGUGCGGACGCCCAACGCGGCGUCCGAGUCGUCGAGCAUACCGGUGGGCCUGGGUUGGGACUAUCUGCUCAACUGGGCGCCGCCGUCCAACAACGGCAUGCGGCCGAUCAUGCAGCCGCCGUCGACGUCGCCGUACGACCACGACCACGACCGCCGGCACGUCCUGCACCAUCACCACGGCGGCGGCGGCGGCGGCGGCGGCCAAUCGGUCCCGGACUCUGUCGCGGCGCAGGCGACGAGAACGGGCGACGGGUCGUCGUCGCGACAGUCGCCGAAAUUCCCGGAAGAAUACGUGUGA
This is a messenger RNA of Cinara cedri, 47075 nucleotides long. The record is from the annotation of a GenBank genome assembly. Lineage: Eukaryota; Metazoa; Arthropoda; Insecta; Hemiptera; Aphididae.